Xyrichtys novacula (pearly razorfish) is the source of this 55995-nucleotide messenger RNA. Lineage: Eukaryota; Metazoa; Chordata; Actinopteri; Labriformes; Labridae. The record is from the annotation of a GenBank genome assembly.
GUGCUGAUAUACAUUGCUCUUUGGAGGUGAUUUUGAGCACAUGCAGUGAUUUCCACCACAGAGUUAUCUGUUUCUGCAAUACCUAUAGAUCACAGCCAUUCUGAAUUGACAGUGUACGGUGCGUAGAGCAGAAGACGUGGUUGAGAGCGUGGAGUGACAUGCAGGAAGGGGACCAUGGGGUGGAAUUGAGCCCAGGCUGUCUGCCUAUAUGGAGCUAACUUUGACUGCUCAGCCUACGGUGUCCCUCAAAGUUUGUGUUCAUCAACAGAUGACACAGUGUCACAAUAUUUUGGAUUUUGGGUCAUACCAUCAUCUAACUGAUAAAAGUGUUCAAUCUUAAGGUUGACAGAAACCUUUAAAAUUCCAGGGUGAAGGUUUCAGAGUCCACCGGAGCAUUUUCACAGUAAUAUUUAUAUAGGAAGCCGAUGGAGGGUUUUUCAGUGUUUUUUCUCCUUCCUGGUUCCCCCCAGUCCCUAUGUAGUCGCCAUAGAUCACAUCAUACUUCUUUGGACGUGUUUCAAUUCAACAUCAUUGUGUACUCCUUAUUAGUACAUGUAGCUGAGAAGUAUUUCACUGAGCGCUAGUUGGCAGAUAUAAUAUGACUAUAGUGAGAUCUGGAAAAAAAGGGCAGCUAAGGUGACUUGAAGCUGGACCCAUCUUUAAUAAAGUGUCUCUAUUGGAUAAACGAGAAGGUUACAACAGCUCAUACAAAGAGCCAAGUGCAGGAAAGGACAGCAUGUGUACAGAUGAGAUUGUUUACCAUCCCUCAAAACACUGUAGGUCCUCAGUUGCCCUGCUGGAACAAACCUGUUUGUUGAGUUGUUUUUCAUAGCCCUCCUGUCAAAUCUAACAUUUCAAAGGUGUCGAGUUCCUCUGUGUGGAGCCCCUUUCACCCACAGCGACCUGGAUGUGUGAACUACUUGAAACCAGAGUAGAUAGACCUGAAAGUCUCAACGGUGGUGAGGCCUCUGUCACCUCAAACAACAGUAAGUCUGGUGUAAAAACCUGACUGGGGAAGCACUGCACCCCAGUGGUAGAUUAUCUGUAGUGCUGAAGGCAACUGACUUCUACUGAUUGUUGAUUUUCCACAUUAUCAGUGAUUUCACUUUAAAUGUUUUGCUGUAAGUGACUGAAAUACAUUCCCCUGCUUGCUAUGCCUUUAAUUUAAGUUUUCCCAUAGACUGUACAAAAGAAAUGACACAAUAGCAGCAAUCCCAAGUGGAGUCAACAGAUUCAACGCCUGUCAACUUAAAAAUUUUGAAUAUCAGGUACAUUUCAUCAUAAAGCAUAACAUUACAAAGGUUAGAUAAUGCAUGACAUUUUCAUCUGUCUUCAUGAGCAUCACUAGAUGGUAACAAGAUGGAGUAAAUGUGAACAUUAGAUGGUAUUUGGCAGCACAUAAAAAAAAGAUGAAUAAUGAUAAAUAAUAAUAAUAAUAUCUUACAUUUGUAUAGCGCCUUUCAAGAUACCCAAAGCGCUUAACAACACACUACAAAAAAAAAAAGUGCAGGAGUGCAGGAAAAAAACAGGAGAAAGGUGAUAAAUUGAAAAAGGAAAAAGAAUUGAAGAGAGAGAAAUGACUGCUCAAAAUGACCCGGUGUGGUUUUGAUUAGGGUGUGUACAACAGUCAUUUACAUAUAAAAGGGUAGUGAAUCUAUGUGAUGUAAAUCUUAACAUUUUUCAUGUAAAUGUAAGUUUCCAGCAACAAAACUGUGGCUGGUAAAAAUGCUGAGGGCUCGUAAUCAGCAAAAAAAGUUUCAAGCCCUGCUGUACUAACAAGCCGACCCUUUGAUGAAACUAAAGAGUCUCCUGUGUGAUCCAAACACUCAGCCUUGUAUCUUAGUAAAAGUGUCUAAAUUGCAUUUUAUUUGUCCUCACAAACAUUGACUGACACUGAAAAGAUGAUUUCUUGAAGUUUAGGUUGUCUAUUACCAUUCAAACUGAUACAUCAGUACAAAGUCAAAAUAAUAGGGUGUUAACUGACAAUAGUUCAUUCAGUUAUAAUGAGGACACAGUUCAAAAGGAAUCUGGGAAGGAAAACAUAAACUAAUUGAGAAAGUGCAAUGAUUUUAGACAAUGUGAGCCCCCCUUCAUGUUUGUUUUAGAUUCAUACAGCAAGGAUAAGAAAUGACAGAGACCUCAUGUUGAUGUUACUAAGAUUUAGACGUGAGAGAAAAACAAUGAGAGGCUAAAAUGAUGUCAGUAACAUAUCAUGUCUCUGUGUACACUACUUUUAAAAUCAGUUUGAUGACAACUGAUCUGAGAGAGAGCCCCCCCCCCCCCCCUUUGCCAAUAAUAAUGCCUCCACCAGUCCUCCUCCUCCAUCCUCCUUACAUGGAACCUCAGCACACCUGUUCCUGUCCAAUCCAGACACAGUGAUACACAUUGCUCCUCCCACUGCAGCUGAUGGCGUUACCAUGGGUUACAGGGUGGUGGCCGGCUCAGUCUCCAUUCUUCUGGUGAGGAGACUCUCCUCAUCCUCAUCUCAGGAUUCACUGCAGCAGAUUUUGCUCCCAGAUAAAGACACAGUGUAGAGAAAUAGGAGGAAGAAAUUUGAAACUGUGACAGUUUAUCAAUAUUUAGUCAAAACUCAGAGUAUCAAAGGGAUCACGUGCCAGAUUUGCUUCUCUGGAGUCAAAUACAGGCAGCUGUUGUGUGUUUAAAUGUGUAACAUCAGCUGGAUUCAUGUUUUAUUUAUUGUGUGUGUACGACUGAUCAAACAGCUAACACAGGCGGCAGACACACAAAGCCAGAAAAAUACCAAAAUAGGUUUGGUAAUUCAUAUUUAUCUAGAUAACAAACUUUGGGGCAUACAAUGUCUGACACGUUGUUGUUGUCAGGCAUGUUUGUUUGUUACUCUUGUCUCAUGUCCCAUUUGUUUACCUCACUCAAUGCAAUCUUUUCUCUUUAUGUCUGUAGUUCACACUUUAAAUGCAAACAUAUUCAUGGACAGAAACUAGAAAUAGUACUUGAAAUUUAGAUUUUAAAAUUAGCCAGUUAGGUGAUGUAAAUAUUUGUUUGGUUGCAGAGGUAACUAGAACACUUUGACGGCGUGUAAGGACUCCUUUGACAGUAGAUGUAUCAGAAAGAAGGCAGCUCACCUCAUUUUAUUCUCUCCCACUGUAUCACAUCGAUUGAAGUGAAUGAUAGUAAGACUAAAAGUAACCGUGUGCUCUAACAUACGCCAGUAGUUCGGCGGCAUGUGUCAUGGUAGACUGAUGUGCCCCUUAGUUGUAAACCACCAGUAUGUCACACAACUUCUAGUUUCCUGUGCUGCUCAAUAUGGGAAGACCAUAACCAUUAUCAAACUGACAUGACAACCAUAAAACAUGGACAUGGUCUCUGAGACCUCACCCACUGGUUACCAAGGCAGAGUUUAUAAACCUAUCAGUGUUGGACACAUAUUGGAAAGCUAACCCAACCUAACUUUGGUCAACCACAGGACAUCUUUGCUGUUUAAAAAAUAAGUUUCUGUAGCAUUAUGGUGUACAAAAUUUAGCGGCAUUCAGCAGAACAUACCUAUUUGUUUAUAUUAGUGUACAAAUAGUUAUAAAAUCAUGCAUCUUUAACCAAGAAUUAGACGAUUACACUCAUAAGGUGUAACAGCGGCUUCUUGUUAAUGACAGCGGUGAGCGAGGAGUGUUUCAGUGUAGAAUCUGACUGCCAGGUGAAUAUUCCCAUUUCUACACAUUAUAUCUUAAGGCAUCCACACUCAGUGAUUUUGACAUAUUCACAUGAUCUCGGGGGUACUACAGUUUUCACACUUAUCAGUUCACCAGCAUUGGACCUUCACAAAAGUUGACAGAAACUUCAGGAGACAGUAGUGAACAUGAAAUACAGGAGAAGAAAGAUCUACAGCAGCACUUGCUGCUCUGUGCAGGAGACUCUUUGAAAGCCUCAGCUGCAGUUCAAAGCUAAUUUCAUGAAACUUGAACUCUGUGAACUUGCAAAUGUUUACUGUUUAGACAGUAGUGUGUGCCAUGUUCAAGAUUUUUGGUAAAUUGUGUUAGCAUGCCAACAUUGUCUGAUUAGCAUACAGCUGAAGCUAAGAGGAAUGUCAUCAGUUUGAAGAAGAAGAAGAAAAGGAAGAACUUUAUCGAUCCCCAAAGGAAAAUUCAGUGUCUGGUAUAAAAAUUUGGUAUAGAUUAAAAAAAAACUCAAUUAAACAAGGCAAGUGAGGAUUAUCAUGAUAAAAGAGAGCUAAAUAAUAAUAAUGCUGCUGCAGAAAAUCUCAACUAUCUCUCAAAACAGCUAAAUUUGGAUUAUCCACCGUGCAAAAUUGGCAGCUGCGUAGCGGCCUGAGACAACAGGCGAUCCCCCAAACUCCCAAAACUGGAAUUACAUUCUGAAUGAACUUCAACUUACCCAGGCUGCUGCUCCCAUGUGGGUAAGUAACCGUGUUUAAGGGGAGGCUGGGCCAAGAUAAAAGAUUGAAAGUUGGAGAGGAUUCAUGAGGGGCCUGGGACAGGGCCGCUUGAUGGGCUAUAAUGUGGCCAUGUGCAGGGAGGAAGAUGAGAGAGAGAGGUAAAGACUGGUAGAUAUAGUUUUUCACUUCGCGUCAAUCUUGACAUGUCUUACAUUUUGGCUUGAGCAGUUACCUUGUUACAAAUAUCGGCAAAUUCAAAUUUCAGUUGAUUUGAGUGUUAGAUCUGCUUUCUUUUGAUAACCCAGGAUAUUCUCAACAGACUUUAAUCAGACAGACUCACUGCAGGGAGAAUAAAAUUCAUCUAAUCUCCAGAAAAGCUCUAGACCGGUCCAUUUUCUGUGGGAGUGGCACAUUAGAGUCCUCUCAUUCUGCUGAUCUCACUUCUUGUCCUACAUCUGUUCCUGGAUGCCAAGACCGUGCCCUUCCUGAAACAAGACCAGAGCCCCCCCCCCUCCUCCAUGCAACUGUUUACCGGGCACGAUGCCAACUCUCCUCUCCCAUUAUCCCCCCCUCAUCCCUUCCAUCUCUGCCCUCAGCAGGGGGGCGUUUGUUUUGCUUUGUGGGACAGAUUAGCUAGAGGGGGGGGGGGGGGGGGGGUGCGGUGUCUGGGCCUCAAGGCGUGGCGUCACCUCUGACAUUUUUACCUCUGACAUUCAGACAUCAGACUUUGUAACCCUCGCCUGCAGAGAUGACCACCCACACAUUCUCACACACACCAAUCAUACACACACACACACACACACAUCAGCCCUCUGGGAGAGGAAACACAAGCAGCAAAGCCAUUUACUGCCCACCACCGUUGUUAUGGAAACUAGGCCGACAUGGACUCAGUGUUAAAAUGUUUUCCAUGGCCACUCAUUUAGGAAGGUUUAGUCUGGUAAAAUGUGAGGCAGGAAUUAACAACGUGUGUUAAAGUGAGCUGCUCCAUCCCUCUAUUGAUCAGCAUGCAGCACUGAUGUAUUUAUACCUUACAGCCAGCUGUUCUCUGUCGGCUCUGAGCACAGGAAGUGGAAAAAGUGGAGAGUAAAACAUGCUAUACUUAGACACAGAUAGCUUUUAAUAAAAUCUUACUGCCGCUGACAAUGGUAAACCACAAAUUCACAUCUUUUUGCAACUCUACUUGACAAGUUCUUGCGUUACUUUAACUGUGUUACUUCAAGAAGAUUAUUCCAAUGCUGCAAUGUGACAAAUCCAAGGGGAUAAGAUUGGACUUAAAACAUGGAAACUAUACGCUAUGGACUGAACUUCUGUAAUAUCUGGUUUAAUUUUGACACUUUUUAAAAAACUCUAGACCAAAAACAAAAAUGGGGCAGCGAUAAAGUUAAAGAUACUUGAAGAUUUUAUUAUUAAAUACACUCUGCUUAUUCUUGUGAUUGUUCCUUUAGCACUCCAACUCUGAAAAUUUAAGGAGGUUAAAAUAAUCGGGUGUUCUGGUUCCAAACUUAGCCAUUCGUUAGCUUUGGCAGAUUUACACAUUCAUGUCUUAUUACAUUUGACAUUCUGGCUAAACUUAUGUGUCUUCUGGAGUUUAAGUGUUUUUAGUAUUUCACACGACAAACAGUGAUAUGAAUCUUGAACUGGACCAGCUCAUUUGUCCCCGUGUAGGUCAGUCUCCUCAAACACCAGUUCCUUCAUUUCCUAUUAUGCAAGUUUUACAAAACUCUCACCUGUAUUGCAGUAAGUGUCUUUCAAUCUCCAUGGCCCAGUGUCUUGUCACAGACUUCACUAUUUUUUAAUCUCCAAUCUCUAAAGCUCCAACAUGACAUUUCAAUUAAACUGUCAAGGUUGGGUUUUUCUGUGUCAGUUAGCCCAUAAAUGAUGAUAAACGUCAAAUAGAGACUGUUAUAUACCCUGUUUUUAUGUAACUCUGUGACACCAUACCUUAUUGACAAGUGGUCACUGCCAUUUUUGAGUUUCGUUUUCUCCAGCCAUGAUAUUGAUUUGUUGAAGCUACACAUCAUUUGUUUAAGAACCAGCGGUUUUCAUAUCACACUUUACCGUAUGUGACUGCUGCAACAGCUCAUACAGUCAUCAAUAUCAAGUAAGAUCAUAUCCUACAAUAGAGCAAUAUGAUAGCUUCUAUUAUCUGACUGCAUGAAUUGUUUGUGUGGUACAAAGAUAUUCAUCUUCCACAAAAAGGUUGCACUUUUAUCUGAGUCUGAUCUACUUUGUUCUUGUUUCAAAUAGCAUUUGGUCUCCAAGAAUCCUUUGAGCAAAUCUCUCAUGAGUUUCUGUAACAUCCUCUGUGGGUAAAGCUCCACAUUUUGCAUCUUUGUUGACCUUGUUUUGCACAUGACAGAGCAAUGUUUUCUAAAAAACCCUGAAUUUUUAGCAAAUCAAACGAGUCAGUUAUUGUGAUUGUGUGAUGUUGAAAAUGUAAGGAGAGGCAGAAUCUUCAGCCUGCUAUCAAUUGUCUGGUCAAACAGAUACCACCUCACAGCAGCAGUUUCAGGCAUUAAAUACUACAAUACAGCUACAGUGUUUUGUUGAUGGUUCAGUUUGCUUUUGAAGGUCUUAAAGAGGCAAAGGUACCCAUUUUAAUGUGUUUUACAACCAGACAAAAACUCCUAACAGGGGUUCUGUAUCCUCCUUACAAACUUACUGCAGUCAAACGAUUGUUCAACUAGGGAAAAAAGGUUCUGGAUCAAAACUGAAAGUACAUUUAUUCACAUUUGUAGCUGUAGAAGUUAUUGAUAAAGUCAAGAUAAAUGAAUACAAAAACACUUAGAUAAGGGAUAUUAUUGAGGUAGACUUUAUUAUCCCAAAGCCAUGACUUGAUUUACAGGUGGCAGUGAAUAAAACUCCAAAAAGCACCAAGUCUCAUACGCACAAUGAGCGCUAAAAUACAUACUCAAGAAACAUGAUACAAUAAUAUGUUGUCAUUAUCAUAUAACCAAAUUUGUACCAACUGUUAACAUCUGACACAGUUAGAGAGUGCUUGAUAAAGUAAAAUAAGAAGAGUAUCCUGUCUAACUCAUAAGAUCAUUGGUGUGUAAAAAGAAACUUCAUCUCAUGAUUGAAGUUCCCAUGGUCAGGUCUGGUCUGAUGUGCAUGUGUGUGAAAUGAAAGCUGAGUCAAACAGCUGAGACUGUUCAAAUAUUUACAGUAUGUAAGUGUGUGAGCAGGGUGUGGUGCUGAAGGGACAGCGCCCCUCAUUGUUGGACUGGGUGUGACUCUUAAGGAGCUCUCCAGGGUGCUGAUCCUCUCUUGACCUCCAACUUUGAUCAGACACGCCCCCUCAUAGCCCACAGCUGUAUGACAUCCUCCUAUUUUUAAAUUACACAACUUACAGACUCACAGGCGGGCUGCUCACUUCUACCCUGAUGCACGGGCUGUAGUUUUGCAGAAGGCAGGAGCGAUCAUUUCCGGAUCGAUCACACGCUUGUGCCACCUCCAGUCUGUCCCUGCGCAGGUUCACACAGGUAAUCCCUCAUCGGGAGACAUCCUCCUUCUGUUGUAGCUUAUUGGAUCUUUUUUUGUGACAAAGCUCCUCUGUGGGUCUCCUCCUUAUAUGCUGACUUUGAACUCAGGAUUGGCUGCAGGCUAGAGGCUUAUGUUGACUCAUGAGUAAGCAAAUCAAAACUGUUUGCAGAUCUGUAGGAGGACCAUAACAGCGGAUUUUCUCAUAGCUGGUAUCAUUACGCAGAUUUACGACGCAUUUCAUCAAUAGUGGGAGUAUUUUCAUGCACCAUUAGCCUUACAGAUUUUUUUUUUUUUGCGCUUUUGUCACAGAGCGACCACCUGCGCGUAAAACCAAAAAAGAAAAAGGCGGUGGCUGUCCAGGAGCAAAAAAAUAAAUAAAUAAAAGAAGCGGAGUCUGAGCAUCUGUGCGUCUACUCCCCGGAGAAACCUCAGCCUCUCCCCCCCAAAAGCCUCCAGCCAGGCAUGUCGACUGCCGGGGAAGUACCAGCCUUUUUCAGGAACAUGGGCUCUGACAGCCCCGCCAGGCCGAGGCAGCAGUUCUGUGGCAUGUUCUGCCCGGUGGAAGGCUCCUCGGACAGCAAGACGCUGGACUUUGAUGCGCUCUCGGCUUGCAGGGGGAAGAGUGACAGCCGAGUCAUUGACCGGCAGACCGAUAUCUCCCAACCCAAGAAGGUGGAGAUCCGAGUCAGCACGGGGAAAGAAGCCCUGCAGAAUCUGGACGAUAAGAAGGUAAUCCUCCACUAUAUUCAGCAUGCUCAUUUGCUCAUUUUUACAUCUUAUCUCAUAUUUUGAAUCCCUGUCUUAUGACUCUAGUUUCUGUCAUGAGGCAUAUAGAUUUCUGCACAAACCUGCGCCAUUUUUGAUUCAAAAUAUUGUAAUUACAACCUCUGCCACCCACUCGCCUGAGUUUAUUUUGCAAACGUACACGAGACCAGACAACUUCCCCUGACUACAUUUCCCAGAAAGCUCAGUGAUGUAACAGAGUUGAUAGAGGGCCCACUAUGCAGAGCUGCCAGAGGGAGUGGCUCCUGUUAGCUGGUUUGAUUUGAUCACCUCUUCUUGCUCAACACAGUACAGUUUACAUCCAUUGCUAAAGAGUCCCUGCAGUGCUAUGCAAGGUCUGAAAAAAAGGGGGAGAAAAUCAAUAAAAAAGCUUAUUUUGGCAAAGAAGAGGCCCACAUAUGCAUGCGCGUGGCUGCAGCAUCAUAGUUCUCAUGCAUCUCGACUCUAACAGCAGAUUUCAGGGUGUGGACCUGUGUGACAGCAGCUCUGACUUGCAUGACUUGCAAGAAAAUCUCUUGGAGUGAACUUUUCUACUGCUGGUUUGAACUCCUGCCCAUCUGGUUUUUACAGCCGGUGCAUGGUAAACUGUGGCAUCAUCAGCACCAGUGCUUCCUUUACUUAAUAUUUAAGCACUCAGGAUAAAAGCACCAUGUAUAUUGAUCCAUAGUAUCAGGUUACAUUAUUGAUCUGAAACAUUAGCCACCAACCCACCCUUCACUCUCUCUGUCUCUUAUAUCUCUUGGAUUUUACUCCACCCUUCUUUACAGACAUAUUUGACAUGAUUUAAGAAGAGAUGCAGUUACAUGAUGGGAUGUUUUAAAGCUAGUUUACUUCUUAGCCAAGGCUUUAAAGAGUGAUGUAAGAGGACUGCAGUGGUGAGGAGUCGUUGUAUUCAAGCACCACUGUGCUGAGUUGAGUAUUUCCAUGAUGUUUUCUGUCCCAUGAAACUAUUUCAGCAAAUUUCAGAGGCAAAUAUCAUACUUUGGUUGCUCCAUUACUUGUAUUUGGUCAUCUAGUGACUUUUCAGAUUGUCUAAUACACAAGUAAGUAUUGUCAGUGGUUAUAGUAGACAUGGUGUAUCCAUUAGGGUUGAUUUGUCUUUAAACAUAAAUGCAUCAGCAGUUAAAACUCAGAGAUGAUUCUGUCAUGGUCUGCUUUAAAUAAUUGGUGCUUUCACUUGUAGUACUUUGAGUGUAUUCUACUCUAAGUACAAGAACAUUUUAGUAAAAUUCAUGUUUAUAACUUGUGUCAGAUUCAUCUCACACUCAAAUAUUUUUGAUUUAUCCAGAUAAACAUUAUUCUAGCACCACUCACAGGCUACAAAGCUUCACCUGUCAGAAAAAGAAGUUGGGAAAUCAAGACAGACAGAAAAACUGGUAUUUUUGACACUUAACUCCACCGGAAGGCAUGAAAACAUGAAGACAUUUUUCUCUUUUCAAAACUCUUUUCAAUCCGACUUUAUAUGUAAGUAAGUCUUUUAAUAAACUUGAAUAAACUACCUCUUGCUUCUGUGAAACAUGCCAAGAAGAAAAAGUAGCUUUAAAGCUCCAGCAUGUUUCAAGUUUUCUUUCCCCUGGUUUACACCUCGCAUUGAAUCUAUGCUAUCCUGAAUGCACAUACUCUGCUGUACUCUACCUGUAGACUGAGAACCAGUGCAAUUUUGAAGCAACUCAUAUCACCAGUUUCUAAUUUCACUUCAUCUUCUGCCAGAAAACCAUGGCAGCUGAAUCUGAGUGUAUUGUGUUUGAGCUGGAGCUGAUUAAUGUUGAGCAGCAGUCGAUCAUACUGCAGUUUUUACAAGAAGAAAAGAGAUGAGAUGUUGGAAGAGAUGAAAUGCAUGGCUGCUGAAUCAGUGGAUCAUGAAUGGAGGAAAUAAGAUGCUUCUAAACCAACCAAUCACAGGACUUGAAGUUUGUUUUGUUUUGAGGAGGAGGACGUUUUUUUCAGAGAUGCACAGUAGGCUAUGCAUGAGGGCUCCUGUAUAGGUACAGUGUAGAUUUGUUGCAGAUGUAUGAAGUAAAUCAAGCUAAAGUAGUGAAUAAGGAAAAGAGUUCCACCGCACACAACAUGGUCAGAAUGUAAACUUAUUUAUUGGUUAAAAGAACAAUGCUUUUUUAGGAACCUUUUUUCCUGACACCACCAGCACCAACGUUAAGAUCUGUGCUGUGGAGGGCAAUCCUCCUUUUUGCAAGCCUAAGUAGUGUUUUUGGCCAGAAAAAGUCUCCUCCUGCUGCCCUUUAGCUGUCAAAUGUAUCACUCUGAGAAAGAAAAAAGGCUGUCUUUUCAGUCUAUUCUCCUGUCUGACACUGGCCUCCUUUGCAGUCAUUACAGGCAUAAAAAAACUGCAAAAGUCAGGUUGCUAAUGUUGUCAGUCAUGAUCACAUUUUCUUUUGUUGGUCAUGAAAGUCAUCUCCUCUCAUUUUGAUUUGUUUUAUAAUCAGUCAAAACUCUUCAGAGGAGCUUUAAACACUACAGUCCUUAGAUUUUAAUGGAAAUCAUAUUCGUUGAAUGGAAAAGAAAACUCUAUGACCUUCUUUAAUGUCCCACAUCAUCACCAAAAGUCUGUUGUUUGAUUCUGGUCCCAUCAUUAAAGUGUGUUGAGACUUUGGCAGAUCUGUGUGACUGAAAGGAAAAAGUUCAUUAAGGCUGGGGACUGAGCUGAACAUGGUCACACCCUGUUUGGUUCCUUAUGCUCAACUCUCUUAAAUGAAACUUAGUGAUCUGAGGAGCAAACAGGAGGAGUAAGAGGAGUUAAGAUGGCUGCUGACUGCUCCUCGUUUGUUCACUUGCUGCACUCUCUGCCUCCACUAAUCCAGAGAGAGCAAUUGAUGGCAUUAGUGGCUCUCUCCUGUCAAUGGAGCUGGGCGAGGCUCUGCGCAUGCUCCGUGGGGUUCUUUUAUGGGGAAGAGGCUCGCAAGUGGUCCCUCCCUCCCUCCCCUCUCUUGUCUGACUCCGUCUGGGAAGGAAAGCUUUUGGUGCAUCGGUGGAGACCGGGCGGCUGCCAGGACGAGAUCCGGAGCUGAGACCGAGAGUAAAUCGUCACGUUUGUAGCCUCCUAAAGAAUCAGCAGCGACAUUCCCGGCUUUUUCUUCCUCUUCUUCAUUGUCAUCAUCCUCGUUCUGACCCGGCAAGCGGCAGUAAUCCGCACAUCCCGUUACACAGAUUGCGGUUCCAGGGCGCAGCGUAAAACGACCCACCGGUGAAGAUGUCUGGCUAUCAGGGCAAGAAGAACAUCCCUCGCAUCACAGUGAGUGUUUGCAUGCUGUUUAUUGUUUAAGUAGCGGAGAUUGUGCCCACUUUGGUGCCCGGUGUCUGGUCGCGUGGGCCUGCGGGUGUGGGUGCAGGAUGUCACCGUGGCGGCAUGGUUUUAUGCGCCGCUGCGCUGCUCCACUUAUCUAAGCGCGUGAAAAGCUCGUGUUUUUUGCUUCUUUAGAUGCAUUUCUGGAGGAGCAACUCGCUUUUAUUUUGAAAUCUACUUCCUGGUGACCAAACCCACGUCAGGAUCGAUAAAUCACGGACGCUGCAGAAGCUAUAAAAUGUGAUUUUUGCAUCAUCUUUGCGUCAAGUGCUCCUCUCCGGGUAAAACGGUGCUAUCUGUGGACCUCAAACUGCUCCUUUCUGUUGCAGACUCGCUCUCCGUCCUCUCCGGUCUUUGUCUCGGGGUGUGGGUAUUACAGCUGAGAUUUCACGCCGGUGGUCUUUGUUCGGCGGUGUGUGUCUGGUGGCCGGGUAUCACCGCACAACGACAGCUGGGGCAAAUGCUCCCCUGCAUCCGCUCUAACGCUCACUUCCCGGCUGGAUUUCUUUUCUCACAGGCUCAUUUCACUUUCACAGAAAAACCAGGCCUCGAUUUAGAUUUAGUUUUACGAGGUAAAGACACGUUUAAGUGGACAGUUACUCAGUCAGUGGGACCAAGGGGCAGAUUAUUUCCCUGGAUUCGUAGCGAAGCUGCAGGGAUGGUGCUGGUGGUUGUAGUUCAAUGGAAAGUAGAGAAUAGGGAGGGGAAGGGAGGGGGCCAGGGGAAGGGAGGGGACAGUGGGUCCUAUUUCCUUCCAUGCUUCUCUCUCAGCUGUGUAAUGACGGGAGGAUGCGUGUAGUUACAGAGGCAGAGUGGAUCAGGAAGGAGGUCACUGUCUGAUUUAUUAUAUGAAACUUGAAGGUUGAAAUGUUUGAAAUGGACUCAAAUAAAGCCAGAUGGAAGUGAGUGUGCUGUUUAGAAAGUUAUGAGUGAAAGGACACAUGUCUAGAGAAAUGAUUUGAGGAUCAGGGCCUGGGUAGUCCCACUAUUGAGUGAAGUCCUUAAAAAUGCUGAAAAAGUCAAAUUCACAAGCAUGAAUCUAUUUUUGCUCUGCUUCAUCCUGCAUCAGAUGCAUGCCGUGCACCAACAGAUCAUCUUUGAAAGAAAACUAAGAUUGUCCAAAGACUCACAGAUUCUUUCAUUCUUCAAAGAUAUAUAUGAGUGUCUCUUUGCGUUGUACAUAACCGUGGGUGGCCGACAUUCUCAGAGGAGCCGGUGUCCACACCUCCCAUAUCUGAACAAUGUGUCCUGCAGUCAUUCACAUCAAACACUCUCACAAUUUUUUUUUAUGUAAAUGACUCAGAACAACACACAUGUGGGUUUGAUUGCAGGUGCAACAUGGAGGAUGUGUCAGCGCAGGACUGACUGAUUCAUGUGGAAAUUAUUUUAGAGAACUUUUGGUGACUUGUGAGUUCAUCUUUAGUAACAGUCAAUAUAUUUUUUAUACAUGAUUUUCUGUAAAGCCCUUUUUGCUACAUCUUAAUGUAUAAAAAGUGUUGUACAAAUUAAGUCUGAUUGAUUGAUUGAUUGAUUGAUUGAUUGAUUGAUUAAUUGAUUGAUUGAUUGGGACUUUUAAUUUGAAAAUAGUGAACAAAUUGGUGACAUUUCAGGUCUAAAUCCAGUUGUAUAUUAAUGAAUAGAAUAAUGUGUGCCAAACUGAUACAGUAGACAUGAUAAAUGCAUCCUUCUGAGAGCAGACAUGAAACAAAAACUGAACUGAGAUUUAUCUGAUGAUGUUUCUGCUGCUUGGCAAGAGAAGAAAAAAAAAGAAGCAGAAAGAGAAAAGUCCCAUCUCUCAGCUUCAAAAGCUUUUAUCCAAAUCUCUGGUGCAUUUUUGGAUGAUUUCAUAGCUGCUGUGUUUUGGACUGUGGUGGCGAUAUGAUUGGUGUCUGGUGAAAACAGGAAUCCUCUCAGGUGAAUCACUGUCCUUUCAGCUCUCUGGAGAGUGCAGGAGUGAUCAGAGGAUUAGGAGGAGGGUUGGAGUCGCUGCAGUGAUUAGGUUAAGACCUAAACAGACGAUUUUCAGACAUGGACUAAAAGGGGUCGCAGACUUUUCCUUUUUUCAGGGUAAGACCCACUCAAUAGGGGACUUUCUCAUCUAUGCUGUAGAUUUCAUCCUAGUCCUACUUUCUCACUUUAGAGUCUUUAGUGUGAAAAGUACAAAAGCUUAUUAAGCCAAACGGAGGCUGGAGAGGAAAUGAGGUUAAAUCGAAUCAAAUCUGAGCUGGAAAAGCAGCAGCGGCGACAAAGAAAGUCUCUGUGUUCUCAUCCUUUCUGAUUAAGCAAUCAAAUCAAGAGUUGUGAUCGUAAAGGCUUCAUCCAUCCGUCUUCAUGAAGAUGGGUGGGGUUCUGGUGAGGCAGAGUGGUUUGUCGGGGCCAGAUGGAGUCAGGUCAGCUGCACAGGCAGGAAGGACUCAUGGCAGCUCUUAUCAAAUAUGAAUGAACUUACACAAGUUCGCCAUCUGGUUUAAAGCUUCUGUGACUCAUCACUUUGUUAAAAACAUUUCUGACACACACACACACACAAAAAACACAGUGACACCAGUGCAGAAACAGUAGGUGUGCCGCAAGAAGCUAAUAUUAAGUCCAGUUGGGCUGAAACACAUUAUUAGUGCUCCAAAUUUUUUUGAAUUGCAAAAGAAAGAAGAAUGAAAGUUUAAAAAGAGGAAGGGACAAAAACAGCACUGAUUCCAAAAUCUAUGUCAUAGUUUUGUCAGAGAUAUUUUAUAGCUAGAAAAGAUGGUAGUUGAGACUUGAAGCUUUUGAUGAUAAUUUUUCUCAGACUUAUUUUAACAUCUGCACCACUGGAAACCGUUAAAGGUAUUGUGUAUAUCUAGAUAUAUGUGGAUUAAAAUGGUCCCCUUCUCAAUCUCUCUUGGGUUUGUUACCAGUUUGUUCUGGGCGACUGUAGAAACAUGGCGGUGCACACUAGCAGCUUCUAGCAGCAGGAGACCUGCUCAUUAUGUUGAUAUAAAAUGCUUGUUUUAAGGCAACAAAAAUGUAUCUAUUUUUAUAUUCAGUUUGUGCACCAACCCAUAUUUAUACAUCAAUUUGAUCAAACUUAUAAACAUUUAACCAUAUCUGCUAUAAAACUCUCAAGUUGCAGCUCUAAAUGAGAUUAAAGGCCCUAUAAGGAGUUUUAACCUGGUUGAGAAACAGACUGACUCUGGUACUGACGUCUCUUUAUGACCUUCAAAAGUGAGUCUUUUUUGUCUAAUAGUCUCCUGUUAAAAUUUCUAUCGCCUAAAACCGCUGUAAGUGGGCGGGUUUCAGACCAGAUGACGGACAGUCUUUAUCCAUCUUAAUCCAUCUUUAUCAGCGGCGAAUACUCACUUGAAUAACAACAGGAUCAGGUUUUUGUCUGAUGAGUGUUUUCACAUGUGAUAGAUGAAGGAGAAGAGAUCAGUUCAGACUCUGAUCUUCAGUUUCUUUGGAGAACACUGAUUGAUAUUAUUGGGUCAAUAUUAUAAAUAAAUUCUUGUUCAAAGAAAAGUAAAAAGCAAGAACCUUUGAAGUCUGUAUUACGUGAAGGUAAAAAUAGAUUGUGGCUAUAUUAGGACUGUCCUGGAUUUAAGACUCUGUGACUACAAUCCCCAGAGGAUGAGGGAUCAGUAGGCGCUGUGCUAGUAAACCAGUAGUACAGUAGUUUUUCCCCGGGGCCGCUCAGUGUGUUUACACUCACAGUCACAGACUCCUCAGUGUGCUCCUGCUGCGCGUCUCUCUCUGCACAGCACCCUGGGGCGAUGUCUGUUCGCUCAUCAAACACAACCGUGCUGCUCUCCAAGUCACCCACCCAGCGGCCCUGCCUCAUUUUUUCACGCUCAAUAUCUUCCCAAAUUGCUCCGUUCAGAACAAAUAAUCCAUGUGUGCGCUUGUCCUUGAGUGUACAGUGAGUGAACUUUUUUAUCAAUCAGCUCUUGAACAAAGGAGGACAGUGUGGAGUAAAGUCUGUAACAGGACCGCCGUGCCUCCAGCUGCAGCAGCCGUAGAGUGAGGUCAAUGAGGGUUUAUUCAUCCUAAAAGAGAGAAUUGAAAUGCCAUUGGUGGCAUAAAUUUCCUUGAAAAAAGACAUUAGUGUAGAUUUGUAACAGAGCAUUCACAACUCAUUUUAUUCACAGAGAUGUACGGUCUCAUAAGCAGUGUAUGUUUUCUUCUUUUUCUCCCCUUUAACUCCAUUUUAAAUUAUUUCAAUUUCAAUUUUUAGGGCCCUAAGGGAAGUACAAGGUUAUUAAAAAGUGUAUUUUGGGCAUUACAUGAAUCAGAUCAAUCAGUGUGUUUGCUUUCAUUCCCUUUCAGAGUUAGGUGCUGCUAUGAUUAACUAGGUGGCUUUGGUCCUUUAUACUUAAAUACAUUGGAUUCAAAUUGGCUCAUUUAACUUCUGUGACUCUAAAACUGCAGAAAAUACUCACAGGUCAAUGUUUGAGUUAUCUUGAUCCAUGCAUUAAUGUUUCAUCUACUGGUGUCAUGUGCAAAAAGGAAUCUGUUUAGUCUCUAGUGAUAUCUGCAGGUGUGUUGGUCAAUACCACUUAGCAGUGAUGUUAAAGAAGCAGCCCUUACUUGUGUGUGAGCUUGUCUGUUCAUAUUUGAAACCCAGAGUUGAUCUCAGUUUGGGUUUUUGGCUUUUGUUGGCUGAGGUGAGGCAGGUGUGUAAAGAAAUAGCUCUUGUUUUCUGGCAUCCUGAGAUCAGCACCUCACACACCUGAUUUCAUAAUCAAAACGCAGGCUCUAAUGUAGCAAGUUCAUCUGCUCUUCACACAGUGUGGGCAGUGGGUGGAAAAAUAUGACUUCAUGGGGUGGUGCAAAGCAUAUGAUGUGCAGUGCAGGAGCUGGGCCUGUAAUGUUUUAUUAUGGUGCAGGCUGUCCAUGACAAAUCAUGGCGCCGGAGCAGGCAUUUUUGGUCAACCUUUGGCUACUGUAGAUUCUCCAAAAGGCAUGAAAUAAGAGACUGAAUCUUUAUUUUCAAUCUGUAACCUCAAAGCACACACCGUCUUUCGAGCUCCUGUGAGGAAUUGCAAGUUUGUGUUGAUUUUGGCACCCCCUAGUGGAUGAAGUACUUUGUCUAUUUUCUGCAUUGGACCUGUACAUGUGUAAGAAGUGACAAACAAAUCUGCUGCCCUCCUUUAACAAUCAAACAUAUCCUUCACUGUGAGUAUUUCCCAUUGAAAAACAGUAAAAAGCUGUUUUUUUUCUUUUUUUGAGCAUGCUGCCAAUCAUGUGGUCUGACACCAACCACUUCACAGCAUUAAAAAUUACAAUAAAAGAACAGUCAGUGUUGCUCCAGGUUUGCUUUUGUCAGUUAUUUGGAGGUAUCAUUACUUAAGUCUACUUCGUAAUCAGCUCAACGCUCCUCUCAGAAGCUUUACGCAUGAACUUUUUAUUUGCAGAGAAAAAAGUCUUGCAGCCAGAGAGGAUUCAGGGAAACUUUUCAAUAUGUAAAAGGAUAUCUAAGAAAAAAUGACCUGAAUUAAAGAGAGUACUAUUCAGUCAAAAACAGUUAAAGUGUACAUGGGAAAACUUACACCAUGGGGAUUUUUAGUUAGUUGAAUAGCAAAUUCACAACUAGGUAUACGACAAAGCAGAGCCUUUUCUCUUUCCACCGUCUGCUCAAAACACACACACAGCAAAGAUUUCCAAUCCAUUCAAAGUUAAAAUUGAAAGAUUUUCCAAGCCAAGGUUUCAAACUUUAUUUUUACAUCCCGGGGGGAGAAGUUUUAUUCCUCCAUUUGUCAGUCAGCAGGUGUUCUGUUUUAAUAGUGAAAAAUUGUGAACAUGGUGUUACAGGUGCCAGCUGAACAUGAACAUAAGUGAUUUUUGGUUGAAGUCUGUUUUUUUAAUAACCAUAGACACACAUAAAUCACAGAGUGAAUGUCUGACCUGGCAGUAUUCUCCACCUGACUUCAUGAAUUUUCCCAGGAUAUUUUCCAUUUUGACAACAACAACAUGACGUUGCCGGGUUACAUCUCAAGUUUUCAUUGCGCCCACUCAAAGUUUGUCCCGAUGUCUGUUUUUUCAAUCACAGGGCGUCUCUUUCCCCUGGUAAGAGUUAAAGUUUUCACCUUUGAGCUGCUGCAGCUUCAUGUUUAAAUAAUGUCAAACGAGCUGGUGCAGUCAUGUGAUAUGUAGAAGAUCGAUCUGUACCAGAGAAACAAUCAAUAUUCCCACACCCUGUCAUCGUGAUUUCUCUUUCCAAACUCAGCAGGCUUCGGCACUAGAAUAAAUUUACUCUGUAAACAUGAUAAUUGAAAGCUGCGACGGUCAAUAUUGUUAAAUUCACCAAAUUCCAUCUGAUUACACAUGAACCGAAAGGGGGGAUGCUGAAAACGAUGGCCUUGUGGAGGCCGUCGUUUUAUCUUCACUUGUUGUUUCUCUCUGUUUAAAAAGGAAGUUUUUUACAUGUUUGUAGUUUUUCUGCUCACUUUAGUGGAUUUUUCUUCUCUUAGUGUAUCUCAGCACAGUGGAUGAUCCCUCAGCACUGAAUGAUGGGCAGCAAGUACAUAUGUGACCAGAUGAUGAAGAACACAGAGCAUAGCAGUGGGAGUUUAUGCAUUUUUCUAGAAGUAGUUCAUAGUAAAAGGCGCAUAAAAAGUGGCCUCACAUUUGGUUUUAUUCAUCAGGUCACCUAACACUUAAAAUGUAUGCUGUAACCUCAAAUGUAAACACUGAAAGGGUUUAAAGACCAAAUAACUUUAUCGGUAGAUAGAGACAACAUACUGACUUUAUCAAAGGAAAAAUGUCCAAGUCAAAGUCUGUGUAUCAUAGAUAUAAAUUAUAAGGCCUUAGAUAUAGUCCAUGUCUUCUGCAUAUGUCAUUACGCAAGUGUUAGCCGUUCUAUUCACCAUAUACAGUAUAUACCCUAUAGGUCACUUUUGAAUGUAAUCACCUGUAACAUCAAUCUGAAUUUCAAAAAACCAGCAGAUGUUUGCCAAAGUUUGUUCCAAUUUUCCUCUGACGAGCUACUGUUUUUUUUGCGACAGAUGAUAAUUGCUAAAAAUAUGCACAAUCAAGAGCAAACUAUCUUAAUGCAGUUCAAGGCACAUACAGUUAAUCUGUGGCUAUCUUGUUAUCAAGUGGUACCAUUGUUGACAGGACUCCAGUUAUGUUUAUGUUUAUCUGAAUCUGUCCAUCCAUUAUGGCGUAUUGUUAAAUCCCAAGUUCUUAACUCACCAUCACCAUACUUGACUCCCCCUGUCACUCAAGGCCAAGCCACACCCCCAACAUCAUAAAAGCCCGCCCUCAGGCCUUGACUUCCUUUUGCACCCUGACCAAAGAUCAGCAGAGAACAAAGGGAGUCUGAAUGUGAGUUGAAAAUGGACAAAGCUUUACUAAAUUUUGUUGGAUUCUCCUGAUUGUAUUAUUUCUAAUAUGGUUUAUUGUCAAAUAUUAUUUCAUUAGGUUACUGUCAAACUAAACCCAAAUUUAGUGAUGAUUUAAAGCCCUGAAGUGGAUGCAUAUGUGACGUAAGCUAAGUUAACAAAUUUACAAAUUCAUUUGACUUUAUAAGUCCCCCUUUAUUAAAAUAGUUUAUGUCGAUACAUCUUGUUUCUAUUUCUUUCUUCGUCUGGACAGAAAAAAUCAUCCACAGAAGACAAAAGAAAACAAACCUUCUAAACUGAAUCCUGGAUCCUGUGUUUAAAUGUUCACUCAAUGUAAGAUGUUCAAUGAGCCAGCAUCAGCUUCAACAUAAUCAUCUUUAUUUCGUCGUUAAACCAUCAACCAGAUCCCCAAGGACUCAUUCCACCUCUACUUUGUAAUAAUACAGACUGUCCUCCAUAAUGUUAUUGUUACCUCCUCUCCAGGUUGAGCAAAAUCAGUCAUUUUAUACUCAAAGAAAGGAGCACAGAGAGCUAAAGAAAGUUAUAACCUUCAAUAAACUCGUGCAUGUGUCUUCAAUACUUGAAUUCUUUGACUCGACAUUAUCAGUGUUACAUUUUACUGGUGUGACAUUUACAUUAGCACAGUCAGCUAUUCUAGCCCGAGCAGUUUAACAACACUGAGCCCUCUGAGAUUUGUCCACAUCCUGUUUCAGAGGCCAGAGAGAGUCCCAUGAAGGAAAGGUCACUGUCAUGUUUGGCUGUGAUCCCAAACAACCAGGCACUCUCUCCAAACUCUGCAAACUCCAAAACAAUUAGAUGAUUAUACUACAGCAUGAGGCGAGUCGGGGGAAGUAAUCGCUCUGCUAAUUUUCCACAGCUGACUCUUAGGGACCUCGAAAUUCUGUAGCAGUGAAGACAAAACAAUGUCUUAAGCAUCAUCUCCAACAGUAACUCUGAAUGCAGCUUUUCUUCAAAUGAUCAAAAAUGAAUGAGUGUCUCUGCGAAGGCAAUUUAGCCUCCUAGUCUUGGCUCACACAGGUUUUAGUGUGUGUAUAAAGUGUUGACUUAUGAACUGGAGUCUCUUGGUGGACUGCAGAUAGUAAUGCGAUAAUGGCAGUAAUGAUGAGGCACAUGAUGUAACAACAUAUUUCACAGCAGUUGUUGGGUUGAGAUUGGGCCAGCGAUGGGCUGGACUGCGGCCAGCGGCUCCCAGAGCAGUCUGCUGCACACAGAUCGAAGAUUACCACAUCGUCUAUUUCUAUUAGAUCCAUCAGUGCUGUCAGAGCGCUGCCACACCUUCAGAGGACAACUGCAAUGCAUUUCCCAGAUCUGCUGCAGUCAGCUGAAGUCCUCAAGUCAAUGUGUGUGCAUGUUCGUGUGUGCGAGUGUGUUUAUGUGUAUUUUCCUCCCCUCAUUGAAAAACCGCAAGUGCAUGUUUUGAAUUUUAGAGCUCUUUCCCUCCAAAAGCAGAGAGGAUGUGACUCUGAAACAUCAUCCGUGUGUUUGUCUGGUUGCUGCACAGCUGCAGGAAAAACAAAAAGAUGAGAUCAGGUGCACUUUGUUGCAGCACCACACACACAAAGUCCUACAAAAGAACAAUACAAAAAUAAAAUAAGAGCCAAAACUGGAAUAAACAUUUAAACUUUUAAUCGUCUGACUCAAUGUUAGGGAUGGGGAUCGAUAACCAGGUCCAUUAAAUACCCAAUUUAUCACUUGUCAUAACCUGAAAACCAAGAACAUUUAAGCUUAUUGAAUUUGCUUGGUGUCUUGAGGGUCCCUUUGAGUAAAGUCACAUCAUAUUAAUUGAAUCAAUGGUUCACAACCAUUAAUAAACUGUAUGAAAGUGUUCUUGUGUUUGUUUGCAAGAGGCAAACAAGUGGAGUGAAGGGGACCUUUAGCCAGCUACAGUCUUCCUGCCAUAGACUGUAUAAAGAAUGGACGCUGUCCUCCUCCUCGCUGGGUGAAGCCACUCCCAUAACAGCACCCUCUGUUGACGGGCUGCAGUAUAGGUCAUCAAUCCUGCCUCCACCAGCAAAGCUUAUGGGGCUGUGGACAAACUUUAAAAAUUUAUUACAAAGAAUAUACAUUUUUCUCCACCCUGCUUGCGAUGUUGACAUGUAGUUAUUGUAAGACUGGUUUGUGUUCAAGUCCUCUUUUUUCUGUACAGCUCCAUUUUUAAAAGUUAUUAGGGGAUUCAUGUUUUCUAUGAUUGACACUUGAUACAGCCUAUGACCGUACGAAGAUUGCGUAGUUCACCCGGGGAAAACGCUGUUUGAGCAGAGUGUCAUCACAGCGGCUCUCCCACCGAAUGCAUACAACGCUACUGCGCAAUGUUGGUUUCAGAAAAUAAAGAAAAAAACGUAGAAUUGCCAAGAGCUUUUUGGCUUCAAAUCUGUAUACUGGUGAAAGGCGAAACCAAGUUGUCCAUAGUAUAUACACAGUCUAUGGUCACCGCUUGGCCUUCUGGGCUUUUAGAGCCAGCCUCAAGUGGACGCUUGAGGAACUUAAGUUUUUAACGUUUUCACAUUGACUUCAUUUCUCAAGACCGAAGGUUACUACUUGUUCCUUACGCGUAUUAAGUGGAAAUAUAGCAUCUGCUCUAUCAAACCAAUCAGAUCUUCUCUGACCACAUGUUGAUAUCUUCAGAUUGUUUAAAUUCUGACCAACAGAUUCAAACUCAAACAUAAAAAUCUGACCAAAAUGUACAGAAAUUAUAUCUCAUACAUGUUUAAAGUGUUCAAAUGUCUGCAGAACUGUGUGUAUGUUUUUAUUGGCAGUAGUGUUUGCGUGAUGCAGCUAACAUUGUAGUCCACUUAUCUUCAUUUUGCAUCUGGGUCUGAUUGCCCUGACUAGGAGGAGUCCUGAGGGGAAAUGGAUAAAAACAAGAAAUAUGAGAAAAGUGGGACUUGUGUAGUUCAGACAAGGGCAGGGUUCUGGCUGGGAGCGUUUGCAGAGCAGCAGUUGUGUUCAGGCCCAGAGCUGCUGGCCCGGCAGCAGCCAGCAGCAGCGGCUCAAACAGAGCAGCCUUUGUUAGCCGGGGAUGCUGGAGUCCUUGUGACCAGAACUGCCACUCCCUUUUUGGACAGAGAGCCCAAGCCGCUGGGGUGAGAGACAGGGGGUGAGGGCCUCAGGGUGGGAGACUGUGGAGGUGGCAGAUACCCCCCUCCUCUCUGUUUCACAGAGACAAGUGUCCCUGCUGGAGGCGUGGAUGAUUGAUUACACUGCCUGGGCUCCUAUUGGCCCUUUCUGAUGUCGUUACCGUGACAGCACAAACACAUGAGGACAGAGGGGUGUGCCUGGAGGCGGCCUUCUGUUUUCAUUGUUGCAACUGUGAAUGUUUUUGGUUAGUGGUGGAAUCAGGCAGCAGAAGGAGGAGGAGGAGGAGGAGAGAUGGAUGUUUAGAUGCUGUUUCUGCUGUGAAUUACAACAAGCUUUUUUGUUUGAUUCAAAGAUAAAUGGCAAAAUAAACAAAUGUUAAGCCAUUUAAAGGCCAAAAGUCUGUCUUCUUUCCUUUUUUAUUUAUAGUUUUAGAUUAUAGAGCGUUAAAAUUGGAAAACAGGAAAAACAAAAACGAGAUAAUCAGAACCAAAACAAGAGUAAAAAAACAGCUGAAGAGUAUCCAAGAAAGAAAAGGUGGGGCUGUCAGUAGAUGAGGAUACAUAACUACUGUAUUAGGAUUUUUGUCACAGAAGUAAUAUCUUAAGAACCAGCUAGAAUAAAAGGGUUUGUGGUGGAAAAAGACCCACGUCCAAAACCAGUCCCAGGGCUGGUGAUGCUAAUAAAUCAUAAAGUUAACAGUCUCAGGAAACCGACAACAGCUUGUAAGUUAAACUGGUUAACCAUUAAAGUUUAUAAAGUAAUGUGAUGCUUGUUUUUUCGCUCACCUUUCCUUCAUUUGACUGAUUUUACCCUGUUUUUUUUUUUUUUUCAAGAUUUUCUGAUAAUAUCACUAUUGUGAUAUUUAAUGGCCACAAUAACUUUGAUGGGAAAAUUUGAUAUUGUGACAGCCCUAGUUUGUCCACCAGCCACCAUGAAGGGGAUUUACCCCUGAAAUGAAUAAAUACAAAAUGAAAAAAAGGCUUUUUCUAAGCUAAUAAAGACAAAAUGAUUUUCAUUUCAGGUGAUUAAACAGUAUUUAAUCAUACUUACGAAUGUUAUACUUCAUUUCUACUAAGUCCAAAUGACAGACUGCACCUUUAACGAAUCUCUUAGAAUUACAUCAAAUUAUAUAAAUUUUGGUUAAUCUAUGAAUCAAGGUCAUUUUUGACAAUCUAAAAAUUUCCAAAUGACAUAAAAUCAAUUAAUUUAAAUGAUUUUUUGACUUAGCAAGGGUUGAAAUGAAAGUGUUUCCAUCUCAGAAAUAAGGUUUAGGUCUCCAUGUGCUCUUUUUGUUUUAUAUAAAAACGUAAUGUCCCUUUAUAGCCCUUGAUAAGGCGCAACCUCCCUGUGGGUGUGUUUGGAGAUGAAGAAAACCAGAAUGAGUUGAAAGACGUCACUCAGUUAUGCGUUUCUUAUCAGAGUGCAUCCUAAAACAGCUGCUGCAGUGUAAACUCAGAUAAACUGUUUUAUAAACUUUAUUUGUUGUUGCACAUGCCAAUCCACUCUUUUUAUGACUCUUCCCAAAAAGACUUUCAUCAAACUGACUUAAUUCUGCUUGUGAUAAAACCAAAUCAGAUACUCACCCAUCCUGAGCUUACUUUUACAGACAGGUCUCCACCUGCUCUGGUGUCUGCCGCCCACAUUUUAUCCUGAUGUAUGAUUUCAUGUGUUUAAAUGUGGUCAAAAUAAUAACUCCUCAUCCUCCUCCUCUUCUUUCCCAGAGUGACCGUCUCCUGAUCAAAGGCGGGAAGAUUGUGAACGAUGACCAGUCCUUCUGUGCUGACAUCUAUAUGGAGGAUGGAGUCAUCAAGUCAGUUUACUGCUUUUACUUCACCUCACCAUCAGUCUAGCCCUGUGUUAGCUGCAUUUAACUGCAUAUAUAUUAGCAUGCAUGGCCUUUGUAUUGGUCUAUCUUUUGUGGUUAAUUACACAUUAAAGAGAAAAAACAAAGUACAUCUGUUUGGACUAAGAUAGUUGUUGAAGUUAGAUUUGUAUUCAGUUAGAAACAGCUGUGAGCUUUAUAUCUCUCUAAAAGCCACCAGACUCUAGAGAGUUAUUUUGCACAACACCAGGCAGCUGGUCUGGUACUGCAUAAUGCAUCGGUCUUUAGCAAAGUAAGCAAUUAAUUACAAUUGUACACUGGAGCAGAAAAUGCUAAGUCAAAUGUAUAUACACACUUCCCUGGUGACCAGAAAAAGGCAUAAAACAAAGUUUUUGGACCUGUGUACAUUUUGCUAAUUCCAGAUUGCUGUUUUUUCAUGUCUUUCCUCUGUUGAUUUGUUUUAUUCUUUUUUUCAGACAAAUUGGGGAAAAUCUCAUCGUUCCUGGCGGGGUAAAAACCAUUGAUGCCCAUGGCCGCAUGUUGAUGCCAGGUGGCAUCGAUGUGCACACACGUUUCCAGAUGCCUGAUCGAGGAAUGAUAUCUGCGGAUGACUUCUACCAGGGCACCAAGGCGGCGCUGUCUGGAGGGACCACCAUGAUCAGUAAGUCAUCGGCAGAUACAGAUACAGUUCUCUGAUAUUGCAGUGUCUGUCCCUGCAGCUGAUGUUUACUCACUGAUUCAUUUUAAUCGAAAAUCUCUAAAUAUGAGCAGGCAGGGUGCCAGACUUCUUCAUAACCGAGCCAAAAUAUGAAACCAUCCAUCUGCUGUGAAGACUUAUGAGCCACAGUGUUCAGACUGAGCCAGAGAGUUGAUUAACUUCCCCUUUGAGCACACAGAUACUGCAGAAUUGACUUAGUUCUGUUAUUCAACACUGUGAAUAGGCUUCUCACUCUUCUGGUCCUUCUUUUAUGAUGUCUCAUAUACUCUAUAAGAUACUUUUGUUUUUGUUUUCUUCAUCCGCUUAUCUUUGCAAGCUUUGUUUAGGUCACCAUCCAAAAUCAGGUUUCCUAGCUUUGGCAACUCUCUUCCAAACACUGCAGUACCUAGACAACUCAUCUGGUUUUAAUAUCUCCCUCAUUCUCUGUGUAUCUUUCUCUCUCUUCAUAUACCUUUUGCUGUGUCAUUGUACUUUUCAUGCAGUAGUUAGUUUCAGGGUAUGAAAGAUCUCCAAGCUCUCAAUGCUCACCCUGAAAAUGUAAUUAGUUUACUUGAGAAGAGAGGAGACGUAGGAAGGUCGUAGAGGUAAGUGGCGCUCCUCUCUAAUGGUGGCCCUCCCUCUGCUGACUUGGCAGCUGAACUCUCCUCUCCCUUGCAGCAGAACAAACUCUCCCAGAAGACUCAUGUGUUGUUGUCACCUCCAGUAUAACGCUGACUGCUGCAGAGUCAGACACGUCUGGAACCUGAUGUAAUCUGUUGCAGGCUGGUGACUGGAAUGUUAUUGGACACAUUUUCACCAAAACAGGAAAGUGGCUAAGAAACCGUUUGAAAUGGGAUUGGAGAUCUCAGACGAAUGAAAUACUUCACAGAUGGAUGUGUGUAGACUCUGCUUUGCAAAUUCAGGUUCAAACUUGAUAUUUCGUUAUUGAUUGAGGUUUAAUGAGACGGAUCUGAGAGGGAAUCUGCCAGAAAUCACGUGUCAGAACACAAGGACACCUGUUACAAGAGAAAACAUUUAGAAAUACAAUCGAAAAAAAUAUUAAUUAAUAGGUUCAUUAGUUGAAACUGGCUCAAGAAUCCUCCUGUAAUCAUUUGCUUAUCAUGACCGGACAUCGCCAUGUGAGGAGGCAAAGGAUGCAAAUAUACAAAACCACUGUCUUCUUCUUUCUGUAGAAGAAGACUCCAAGUUUCUCAUCAUUCCUCCACAGUACAGGCCUCAGUUUGCCAAAACAGACACAGUGUGAUAGAGAUGUGUAAAAGUAGGAACGCAAACUGUGUCAGGCCUGUCUCCAAGAGGAGAAGAGGUCAACUGUAAAGUGGUUUUCUGUUGAAUGGCGGUGGAGUAAACAGUUCUGGUGUGUUUCAUGGAGUCUGGGAGUGUGACCUCUGCUUGGCUUUUACAACACAGCCACGAGCAGACAUGACUCCUGAGCUGAAAAUGUUUGAAGUAUAACAUUUUGUAAGCUGCACUUGCAUGAAGAUACCACAUAUCAACCAUCUUCAUAUUUCUCUGAUAGUUGCCAUGUCAUCAUGGUGGUCUGCAUUUACAUUUUCUUCAGGUUUUAGCAGCAGAUAAGUCAGCGUGCAUUUACAAAACAUCACCUUGUGUUUUGCAGAGUUAUGAUGGUCUUCAUUGUAUUUUCUGACGUGUGUGUUUUCAUGUUUUCAGUUGACCAUGUCAUCCCUGAGCCCGGUGUCAGCCUCAUCUCGUCCUUCGAGCAGUGGCGUGAAUGGGCCGACAGCAAGUCCUGCUGUGACUACUCUCUGCAUGUCGACAUCACUGAGUGGCACAAAGGCAUCCAGGAGGAGAUGGAGGCGCUGGUGAAAGAUCAUGGUGCGACCAACAAAAAAAUAACAAUAAUAAUCAUUUAAAAUGUUUCAGUCAUCUCUGCCCCCUGAUAUCUUUUAACACUCUCCCCCUCUUGUAUUUGCAGGUGUAAACUCUUUCCUGGUCUACCUGGCAUAUAAGGAUGUUUUCCAGCUCACUGACGCUCAGGUUUGAGUUCUUCUCUUGUUUCUUAUUCUUUCAGUUUUAAGAAAUAAUAAAGGUGACCAAACGAAAAAAAAAGACGAAAAUCUCACAUGAGUCAGACAAAAAGGAAAAGUGAGGUUUCUCUGGUAUUGAGAUGAAAUCCAAAGAAUUAAAAUGUCUUAAGACAGGAUUUAGAAACAGGUAGUGUGGGAGGCAGCGUAGCGCAGCAUGCAGGAAUCACCCCCCAGAGUUUAGGGAAGUCUCUGCACUAGAAGCAAACAGCCAGUUUGGCCUCAUUGAGAUUCAGCCGCUGCUUCACUAAAUCUAAUUAAUCUGAGAUUAUCCUUUAAUACAACAUUUGCUGCCUUGAAUGAAUUCAGAUCUGUACUAAUUGCAUUUAGUCUGAUGAUCAUCAGUGAGAUAUGAGACAUGACAGCAAACAAAGACAUCAGCAGACAGUGAUGAAGCUGUUUAGUGUUCAGCUGAUAGAUGAAUAUAUCUGAUUUACAUCGAAGACAUUAUUUGUAAACUUUUUGAUUGCAUGUGAAGAAAAGAGAGCCAACCGAUGAUACAAAAUGACAAAUAUCCUCAAUUCACUGUCUUUGUCUGAUUAGGGGAGAUGUCAGAUCACAGCUGUGAUUUUGGCUCCUGCCUUCAGUGAGAGUUACACUCCGAGUCUGUUUGUCUUGGCGAGAUCUUGUCCCACACUGAUUGUCUUUGUGUUUCUGUUGGGAAAGUGACUGAAUAAUGGAGUCAACUCCCCAUCCGAGCCUCCGUCUGACUCAUGGUUAAAGUGAUUUAAUCCCAGAUGAAAGCUGUGUUAAACAGAUCCGUGUCGGUCUUCACACCUGUGCGAGGAAUGCUUGUCGACAAGUGUGGCUCAGAGUUCGUUUUCCCCUGUGUCAGACUUUGAUGGCUCUUUGUUGUUGCUUGUUUGGCAGCUUGGAGGAGAUGACUCAUUUAACACAUCAGUUUUCCUUCUGAGUGUGUAUGAGGUUAUCUUACAGCUUGAGAAAUAGUCAGAGGAUGGGAGACUCAGAUGUCCUGGAAAAUCAGGGUCAGUGUUUCAUCUCAAGCCACAACAGAGACGAUGAUCAUCUGAUUACUAUUAUGAUGUAAAGGUUUACAGUUAGGAUAUCAGUGUAAGUAUGGAGGAUGUGACUGUGACUGAAAACUCUAUCCAGAAUGCAAAACCUCCUCGGUUUUUUGCUCAUUUUCUUUGCUGAAUUUGGCGUUAACUUAAAUUGUGAUUUGGAAAGUUGAACUCAGUCUGAAAUAGAUAAUAAAACUUAAGGAUCAAGACUGACUUUUGGAUUAUGUAAGCUCAGUGGUUCACAGAUGAAAAAGUAAAUUUAGCAGGAAAUGACUGUGAGAGAUAGAAAAUUGAGAAAGUAACAGUUGAAUAAAUUUACGCAGCUGUAACUACAUCAAACUCAGAUGAUGGUGGAGUCGUGCACAAUCAUCUCUGAAACUGUCUGUAGCUCACAGGGUCAAAGUUUUAUGCAUGCCUCUGAAGGUUUUAAUACUUCUUUGCUCUUUGCUGCAGGUGUAUGAGGUGUUCAGUGUGAUCCGUGAUCUCGGAGCCAUCGCCCAGGUGCACGCUGAGAACGGUGACAUUGUCGCUGAGGUACGCCAUUUUACUCCCAAUAUCAAGAGCUUUUACUGGAUGUUGACCUUAAGUUGAGUUCGAGCAGUGGUGCUUUUUUUAGCCGACACUUCCCACUGCAAAAACUGACCUUGCUGAAACAUCUGCGCAUAACUCGACCAUUUCAGCUGUUCCUUAUUUUGUUUGUGUCUGCUGUGUGUUAUCAGGAGCAGCGCAGAAUUCUGGAGCAGGGGAUCACCGGGCCUGAGGGACAUGUGUUGAGCCGUCCUGAGGAGGUAAGAAAGACUUGUUGCACCGUGCGCUCUGACCUUUUAGUCUGUUUUGUUGUUGCUGAAGUUUGUUUAAAAUUUGAGGGGAAAAGAGCAAUGCCAAAUAUGGUCAUUUUCUUGCUAACUUCCUAGCCUUAGUAGCUGUGAGUGAUGAGUUGUUUGACAGUGAAACGCUGAAGCUGUUGGUGACUCACCUCAUCUGUUUAUGUGGAUAUUCCAUUUGGAAACACAAGAACAGAGCACCGAUAAAUCACUGUUUUUACUCACCAACAUCCAGAUCUGGCAACGGAGUAGUGAAUGAAAUCUGAGGAGAAUGACUUACAGCUGCUUUGUUUGUAACAAACUCCUGUUUUCCUCAUAUGACUCGCUAAGAAAAGAAACAAAGGUAGCUCUGUCCAAACAGAUGACAGUGUUCUCUCUUCUUGGAAGAUUUUAUUUUCGUGAUUGUCAUUAAAAUAUUACAACCCCUCUAUCUCAUUUUUUGAAAUAAUUUGCCAAAGACAGUUUGUCAGCAGUUAACCUUAUUUUUUGUUUCCAUGGCUGGAAAACAAAGAAAAUGAAGCGUCUCUGAUUUGACUUCUCAAGCUCAUAAGAUAACAAAAAGGUAGCAAAAACCUGCACAGGCUUCCUUGAACUUGAUCCAUGUGUUAAGUCUUUGCCUCACAUGUCAGCUGAGGAGUUUAUUUUGGUUGGAAGAAUAUGGACAUGGUUGGAAAACAUAAAGCAGAGCCUUUCAAACAAAGAAGUCGUAAAUAUUGUCGUGACAUCUUAUCUUCUAUCCUCUCCAGGUGGAGGCGGAGGCUGUAAACCGCUCUGUGACUGUGGCCAAUCAGACCAACUGUCCGCUCUACGUCACCAAGGUGAUGAGCAAGAGUGCUGCGGAUGUCAUCGCUCAGGCCAGGAAGAAAGGUGAGAGUCAAAUACUGACGGUUUCAAAUCCAUCUCUAAUUAAAUCCACAUUUUCCGCUCAAUUUGCCACAAAUUUACUGUCUCUUUCCUCAAACUACAAACCACAGACACCAGACUUUAAAGAAAGCCCAGACUACUCCACUAACAAUGACAUCAUUGCCUUAUUUGUGGUUUUCCACACUUACAUUUAGGGUUUGGACCACGAAAAGCUACUUGCUUUUAAUGCUGGCUUUCAAACAGGCUAAUUCACAGAGAAAAAAAGCCUGUGGACAUGUGCUGUACUGAUGACAAACAUGUCCAGGAAACAGGGUGUGCGGUGUUAUAACUGAAUUUAAUUUUCAGGAACUGUGGUCUACGGAGAACCAAUCACUGCAAGCUUGGGAACAGAUGGAUCUCACUAUUGGAGCAAGAACUGGGCCAAAGCAGCUGCAUACGUCACAUCCCCUCCCCUGAGCCCGGACCCAACCACGCCAGACUAUCUCAACUCCCUGCUCUCCUGGUGAGAACAUCCAGACCAGAAGUACAUGAAGCUGUUCGGAUGAGAAUGCUCGACUUUCACUAACAAAUAAAUGACUUGAUAAAUGUCACUAACAAAUACAUUUCACCGCAGUUUACAAUGAGCACAACAUCCACCCUUUUCUCUUUCUACACUUUGAAUCCCUGUGUAGUGGUGACCUGCAGGUGACAGGAAGUGCACACUGUCCCUUUAACACGGCUCAGCGCGCCGUAGGUAAGGAUGACUUCAGCUUGAUUCCUGAAGGAGUCAACGGCACUGAGGAGAGGAUGUCUAUCAUCUGGGACAAGUGCGUGGUACGUAUAGACCUACUUUGAUUUCUCCUGUGUGGAUCGAGCGUAGAUACAGUUCUCUUUCUGGUUUUAUGAAACAGGAUCAUAAGAGAUCAGUCGUUGGAUGUUCAGUUUCAUGAUUUUUUUGCAUCUAAACAAAGGUGGUGACCCCUGUGUUCGUCUCACGCCUCAUUUAAGGUGACAGGAAAGAUGGAUGAAAACCAGUUUGUGGCAGUGACCAGCACCAACGCCGCAAAGAUCUUCAACUUGUACCCCCGCAAAGGUCGUAUCGCUGUGGGCUCAGACGCUGACCUGGUGCUGUGGGACCCUGACGUCACAAAGAUUAUCUCUGCCAAGAGCCACAACUCUGUAAGAAAUAUGACUUAUAGUACACGUGAUUGUCACCAACCUUAGAGUCCUCUUGAAUUUCACAUGGAGGGGCUUUGAGGGUUUUAAUAAACUUCAUUCUUGCAGGGGUGGAGCUCAGAGUGCUUUUCAAAACAGAUUUCAAAGUCAAGCGAGCAUGUGAUUCGACAUGAAACUCAAUUUAGAUGAAAAAAAACAGCAACAACACAAAACCCUCUUUAUAGUUAUGAUUAUGAAUAAGAUAACGUUUGAGGUAAGAGAGCAUGUGGUGUGCUAGUCUUCGCUUCUUCUUGCGGUACGGCUGUCUGACUGUUCAACAGGGUGUGGGCCUCAAGCAGCGUCGAGGGAGUGAUGUCAUCCUUAAAAUCUGCCAGAGAGCUGGAUCACAUAGUUUCUGAUUGUUAACAGGCUGAUAACCAUGCACCCCUGUGUGUGUUUGUGUGUGAGUGUGUGUGUGUGAGACAGAGACUCCUGCCUGUGUGUAAGUUCUUGGCAUGUGUUCACUUAAGCCGUCAUGUUCUUUGGUUUCUUUUUAUUCCGCUUAGUCAGAAAAUGACGGAUUUAUGUUCAUGGGGGAAACUGCUCAUUUAGAGAGCAUAUGCAUGGACGGUUGUGUGAUUGUGUGUAUGUGUCUGGGUGUGUGUGUGUGUGUGUGUAUGUGUGUGUUGUGAAGUCUACUAGUGAUCUCAUUUCAGGCAUUUUGAGUCCACCAGAUUGCCAUGACCUCAGCUUUAGCUCCAGUAGCUCUUAGGAGAGGGUAGUCAUCCAGCUUCCAAAUUUGUCAAAUGGCAACCGCCUCACACUGUCCACACACACACACAUAUCCAAAACACCAACUCACACACACACACACACACACAAACACUCAAACCACUAACACAAUCUUUCUAUCUUUUCCUUCCUCUGGCCUCUUGCGAAACAAUAUCUUGGGAGGAAAUUCUUCAAAUUUGGCACAAACAUUCAGGUUGACACAAGGCUGUAAGGGUCAGAGGUCAAAGUCUUUAGGGUCUCUCAGGAAUGUAUUUGUUUACAACUUUAAAGUUUCCCUCUGGUUGUGACAAAAUUUCACAAGCAAGUGUAAUAGAACAAAUUUAAAAAGCGACAACAGAGCAGGGGUCGAUUUAAACUCAGUACAGCUUUAUCUGGGGAAAGUACUUUCAUGGUGUUUGUUUCUCUAACCCGAGAAUCUGUGGAUGCAUUAUCUCCAAUAUGCACCUCUAACCACUGUGUCCUCAUAUCAAUUCAGAUCUUUCGUUGGAUAUCUUGGAAAUGCUCUCAGGGAACUGAAUCGUGUCCAGGUUAUUUUAUAUUUGUGGAUCGGUCUUCAUGUUCGGUGCCAUCUGUGGCUUGUUGUUUGACAAUCUCCUCUCUCUUUACCUGUCAUUUACUCAUAGUUGUGCUGUCACAGGAUGGUCGUCUGACAACCACAUGCUCCCCUCAGGAAUGAUGUUAUCCUGUUAUUAUUACAGGAUUCUUCCCGUGGGAAAUGCAUGCAAACUAAAACUUGACUUGUGUGCAGUGGUUUAAAACCCUAAAGAUGUACUUCUAGUCAGUAUUUGAAACCAAAAAGAGCAUUUGAAGCUCCUUUCACUUUAAUCCAUGAGCGCUCUGGCAAUUUUACACAGCGGCAUCGUGCGUGAACCCAAACUAAAAGUCUGUCCACAUCACUCUGGCAAUCUUUCAGAGAAAUACAGAGUAUGACUGAUAAAUCUGUGACCUAAACCAGCGAACAGCACGUGGUGCUGGGGGGUUACAUCAUCCUUUGGAUGGGAAAAACAGCUUGAAGAGAUUAUCCACUGUACCUCUACUUUGAAGGUUUUUUCUGUGAUGAUUUCACAUCUUGGCACUGAUGUCGUGUGAUACAUGCAGCUGUUGUAAAAUAUGACAUGAAAACGGUUCAAUAUCAGACAGGAAGUAUAACAUCCCUCACAUCUACAUACUAAAAGUCUCAGUCUAUGUCUAUAGCCAUGGAUUUUACAGCAACUCUACUGGGACUCCAUGAUAACUGUAAUUAACCAGAGAAAGUUAUGAUAACAAUAAUAUCACUGUAAUGAUAACAUUAAUCAGGAGAGAAAUUAAGUCUGAAUGGUGCUCGCUUGUAUCUCAGCCCCAAAUAUGGAUAUAUCAGAAUAUGGUCUCAAAACUCUGAACGUUGUAAAGAACAUAAUUGUGUGUGUGUGUUUGGUGUUGUGCAGCCUUGGAACCAGCUAAUGAAAUGAGUGAGGGGUAAAUCAGAAAUGAUGGUGAGAAAGGGAAAAAAAUCAAUCUUUUUCUUCCUUUAUUGGCUUCAUUAUAAUGAAACAUGAGCUCAUCAGAUUCAUUCAAGAGGCUUUGACAGCCUAUAAUCAAAGGUUGCAGUAAAGCACAAUUGGUUAUUUGGGUUUUAAAAGCCAAAACUACUUGUCUAUCAAAGUAAGGCCAUUUCUUUACAAUUUGAUUUAUAACUUAGUGAGUCUUUGUGGUAAAUCAGAGUGUAUUUAUAUACUGUUGUUCAUAAAGAGGCUUGCCAUAUUGGAAAACUUUGAAGAAAAAAAAAAACCUUGGUUACAACAUUUAGUUACAGCUCAGAAUAUCGUAUUUAAGGUCAGUGAAUGUAUUAAUGUUCACACACUGGCUGUGAUUUUUUGACAUGUAUUUGUAUCUGAAUAUUUCUGCUCUCCUCUACAGACUGUGGAGUACAACAUCUUCGAAGGCACAGAGGUGCGCGGUGGACCUCUGGUGGUGAUCAGCCAGGGCAAGAUCGUCCUGGAGGAAGGGACCCUCCAUGUCACUGAGGGCACAGGACGCUAUGUGAUCCGAAAACCUUUCCCCGACUAUGUGUACAAGAGGAUAAAGGCUCGCAGCAGGGUACAACUUCUUUAUAGCGACCUGAUGAUCCAAACUGCACAUUGAAUUUAACUGAUCAUUAUAUGACUGGUGCUUCUUGUUGCUUUACAUGCAGCUGGCUGAGCUGAGAGGUGUCCCCAGAGGACUGUAUGAUGGUCCGGUCUGCGAGGUGUCUGUAACCCCAAAAACAAUGACUCCUGCGUCCUCUGCCAAGACUUCACCUGCCAAGCAGCCCAGCCAGCCUGUCCGCAACCUGCACCAGUCUGGAUUCAGCCUAUCUGGUCAGUUCAGUCGUUGGUUUGCUAUCAAUGUCAUUGUGUUUUUACGAUUUUUAUUUCUAAUGUCGAAUAAAGUUUUGAGCAUGAUUACUCUGGAGACAAAAAUUACUCUGGAGACUAAAAUGAUUCAUCAUGAAACCUGCUGCAUUGGAGAUGGUGUAUGUCUCCUCCAAGCAGGACUGUUAUUAGAUUCCACGUCGUCCAUAAAUUGUGCUAAGGUAUGCUAAGGUCACCAUUAUCUUCACUCUGCACGCUGCUGCUGCAUAAAGAGCAGCACUCAUGACAUUUUCCAGGACAUUGGAUACAUACCAGCAGUGAAUUCAUGAUUGAAUUUUCUGUCGGAUAAAUCCGUUUGAACAAACUUCCUGGAAAUAAAUGGAUUAUUUUAAGGCAUCCUUAUGUAAAAUCCAGACAGGGUUCACAUCGGGGGAAGUUUUGAGAUGUGAUUUUAAAAUGCUACAUAUUUUGUUUUCUUGUGUGUUCAUGAUAGAAACUGAAGCGGCUAACCUCCAUUUGAUCCCACAGGUGCUCAGAUCGAUGACAACGUCCCUCGCCGGAACACCCAGCGCAUCGUGGCUCCACCAGGUGGCAGGGCGAACAUCACCAGCCUGGGUUAGAGAUCCACCAUCAGCCGCUGAGGAGGAAACAAAGAUUUGAGGGAGGAAGUCCACAAGGAGCUGAGAGGUCGAGAAAUCGCGUAUCGAGACCUGGAGCCGAAUCCUUCUGAGCGCCUGGCCUGGACAUCUGUCAGCCUCGAACUUUCACCUCCUCCUUUGCAGCUUUUCCACGUACCCACUCUCCUCCACCCUGAAACCUGGUUCUAGUGGACACAGUUAGACACAAAAACAAAAAAAAGGUCUGCCUCAUAUGAUGGAAAAAGAGAAAAAAAAAAAGAAAACACUUCUUAUUUGAGCACUUUUGAUCGCAUUAUUUACAUAGUUUUUUUUAUACUGUAUGUUUUCCCUGCCAUGUACACUUUUGGUGUUUGUUUGACUGUUGUUUUAGUACAGGGGAUGAGUGAGACUGAGCUGAGUCACUUCAAGUUGAGAAUAGUGGGUCAUUUUCUUUCAGGAUGUCCAUUAUUUUUUCCAUUUUGUCCUUUCUGCUUUGAGAGUAAUUUAACAGGAGCGUGGGUACAAAACUGAUUUUCUUGCUUUUUUUAAAUUGGCUGAACAAAAGGUGGCUUGACGUUUAACAGUCUUACAGCUUAUUCAUCUAUCAAAAUAACUCUUAAAAGCUUUGAUUCAGUGCAUUUGUUAUCUGUCACACACUGUUACAAUCCAUUAACAAGUGAUUACGUAAGAAAAGGACGGCCCUCAGAUAUGAAAAAAAACUUUAUUAGUGUUAUAAACUCUCUUUGCACUGGCUCUCAGUUGAUGAUUUCCCACCUGUGGCUAACCAAAGGUACAUAAGUAAAAACCCAUCCUCCAUUUUUGCAUAUUUGGCUGCUGCCUCAGAGCUUGUGAGUCGUUUGGAGCAGAGGGAGCUUUGGCAGGUCGUAGAUUGAGCUUAAUGCCUCAUUUCUCAACAUCAGGGUGUAGUUAAGUGGGGGGAUUUGGAUGAACGAUGGAUGGAGGAAAUAGAAAAUAGUUUUUGGUGUUAUUUCAAACUUUAACGUUUCCUUGCCUUAUAGUUCACGUUUAAUGCCGUCCUUUUAGAGAGCUUUUUGGGAUGUAGGAAUCAUUGCUGCUCAUCUACAUCAUUUCCAGCUUGUUUGCAUUCCUGAAAAUCAUGAUAAUCAAAGUGUUUGAUUGACAGCUGCUGAAGCAUCUGAUCACCGUCCAUCACCAAGCAGUGCAUUUACACUCCGAAUGUCUCUCCUCCUUUAAAUGUGACUGUUUUAUACUCAUCUGAAGCCCUCUUUUCCUUUCUACUCUUUAUGUGCCUGAAACCCACAGAAGUUGUACUGAUAGUUUGGAUUUUCUUGUUUUAUUUUUCUUCUUUUUGAGGUAAGCGAAGGAUGUAAGAUAAAAGAUGUAAUAUAGCCAGGAUUAACCGAUUCAAAGGUGCCAGAUUUUGCGCUUUCAAAGGGCCUAUUCUGUAGGUAGAGCCCCUGUAAAGACGAAAAACGCUCGAUAUGUUGAAAUGUUUUAAUGUUUUAGAGUUUUUAACUUGUUGUCAAACUGCUUUUUAGUGUCAUUCUGUAACUAGGUGCCUAAGGGCCGAGCACUAUUGAUUUACGCUUGAAAGUAGACAUGAGCUAAUGUACUUCUGACUAGUGUGCAGUGUUGAUGUGUGAGGGAUGGGACACACACGGCCCGGCUCCUGUACAGCACUUCUUUCCGUUUUGGAUAAGAUGUCGCUCCAGGCCGUGCUGAGACCUCAUGAGCUCUGGUUCCUUUUUUAAAUGAUCUGGUUUUCAUUAAGCCAAGCAACUGAUUUCCUCUGUUAGCUCUUAUGUCAACAUCUUCUUGGCCGCCAUUCACUAUAUUUCUGCAGCCCCCUUUUUUCUCCCCAUGACUCAACACGGCACAACACGCUCACGCUAACACAUGCACGUAUCCAGGGGUCAGUUACAUAAAUGUACAUGAAGCGUUAGAUAGAUUUUAGACUGGCCUUGCAUUCCUCAGACCUAUAUGAUAAAAAAAAAAAAUAGCUCCUGGAUACAUAUGAGCACACCAGCUUUUAGUUACGCGUUAAAAAUCUUCUUGUUGCCAUGGCAGCACAUUAAAGAUAGUGUCCCAAGGCUAAGGUGUGGAGUUUAAUGAUACCAGUAGAGGUCUUGAUCAAAAUUAGACUCGAGCUCGAAGUUUAAAAGAAGAGUUGAACGCCCUUUUUAUGUAGCUGCCGUCUUUCUGACUCACACAUACAUAUAAGUCGAUGUGUAACUUUUCCACACCAUGUAGUGCUCGGAUCUAACUGGAAGCCCCUUUAAGGUGAAGUCUGAAAUUGUGCAUGUAUUUGAGGAAUCCAAAGUAAGGGGAGGGGGACAUAAUAAAUGCCUGUUACUGAACCUCUGAAGCAUUCAAAGAUGUAACACAAUAGGAAUGAGAAACCGAAACUUGAUCUCCACGGCAAAUGACACAUCACACAACAAGCUUUUUGUAAACCAGAAGCCGGGACUCUAACCCUUUCUGAAUGAAUGUUCGAUCCUUCCACUGAUUUGAACUUUCUUCUUCUCUUCUUGUACAGAUAAUUUACACUACAUUACACACCACUACUACUAUAACCUUAGCCGGGAGUGUAAGAGGGUUAGGUUCUCUAACACUAAUACAGUUUGGCAGCAAGCGGAGCCCUCAUGAGAGUAAUAGCACGCUUGUAUUUCUGUAUUUUCCGCGUCACUCCUUCCUUUCACUUUCCCUCUGUCUCUCCCUCCCUCUGCCCUCUCGGUCUUAUUUUCAUUCAUUCCCUCCCUCCUCCAGCUUUUUUCUUGUUUCUGUCAGUUGCCAAGGACACAGACCCCACCACUCUUGCGGGUUUUUUUUUGCUUUUUGUUUGUCAUGGCGACGCUUGUCAGUUUGGAGGUUGCCAUUAGCAACUCAUCCUGACCUGGUGCUAUUAGAAGAGCUUAGCGCCUAAACACACAUUUUUGUAAUUAUUCUGUGACAGUGCUGCAACUUUCCUGUUUAAUCCUGUGCAGAGUUUCUUGAAAUUCACAGUCCUCUGCUGCAGGAGGAGGAUCUAUGAACACUGCAGACCGAAAUAGGAACACAUACACACACUCAUUUUCACAUAGACACUUUCAUAAUAGCCUACACACACACACACCAAACAGCCUGAGAGCUGACUAUGCUCACAUAGUUUCCUUUUUUUCUUGCUCAGGGUGGAAAACCCAGAUGCUGUUUUUAUGUUGUUCUUUUGUUGUAGUUGUAUAAAUGUAUGUUUUCUUUAUUAGGUAACAAAUGAUACAAAUUCAAAAGGACAUCAACCAACUUCAAGUUAUAAAAACAAACUCGAUAGCUGCAAACAGCUGCACACAAGAUAAAGCUAAACUCUUUGAGAGCAUGUUUGACUUUUGAAGGUUACAUACUGGAAAACAUAAUUUUGGUUAUUUAAAGCAGCAGGAAGCUGAUACAUAGUUUAAUAGCUUUAUGCAAAGACAGUCAUAUAACAUAAGCCUGUGUCAAACCGUAGAUUUUGUAAGCGGUUAGAAGCUGAUGCCACAGUUUGAUAGUUUAAAGAACAGGUCUGCGGAUGAUGUAAUGCUAGCUUGUGUCAAAUCACUAAUUAAUGUACAUAUGAGCUACCUAAAUUUUACCUUUUCUAAUGUUAGCUUGCAGAUGGCCUAAAGCAGCUGAAAAUGGCAAAAAAUUACCUGUUCUUGAAUGCCCUUACACCCUUGAUGACUGAAUAAUUUGUAUAAUAAUCUUAUUUUGCCACAGCUUGAAUGCCAAUAGGUUAGAAAGGCUAUAUUCAGUUGCGAAUAUAAUAUUUUACUCAAACAUGCGAUAUUAUCUUUGUGUUGUUUACAGUUGGCGAAACCAAAAUGAUCCCGAUUGUGUAGAUAACCUGUACUUCAGCAGCAGCCUGUCAAAACAGCGUUCAGUCUUCCUGCCCUGUUACAUUGAAGAUAAAAGACUGUUUCUUAAAACAGUCGAUGAAAUUUGAUGUUGUGAAAACCUCCACCCCCCCCUCGCUGUGUCCCAUGCCUAAUCACACACACUCACACUCACACACACACACGUAUACUCCUUUAAUGCUCUGUCAGCUUGGAUGCUUUUCUAUGCCAUAUUAUGCUAAUGAUAUAUGAGUGAUAUGUAUGUACGCUACGUGCUGCAGACUGAGAGGAGUCUCCUUCUGUUCUGAGGCUGCUGAUGCUGAUGUUGAACUCCUUCUAAACCCCUCUGAACCCCCUCGUCCUCCCCACUCUGUAAGCCUCUCUCCCUUCCUUUGUGAAAGUGAAACUGUGUGAUGGUAUUUGUCUUGGUGGCUGUGGGGUUUCUGGGAUGCUUGCUCACUGUGGAAAAAGUGUCAAAUCCCAUGGAUGGUGAUGUAAAAAAAACAACAACAAGAACUUCAAGAAUAAAAAAAGAGAAAAAAGGGAGCAGAUCCGUGUCUUUUUUUUUUUCAUGUUUCAUCUAAAAAGCUGUCGGUAAGUCAUAAAAUAUGGAGGCAAAACAAAGAGACAAAACAGAAAAACAUGACAGCCUCAUAUGUAAGAGGAUUUGCUGGUGAAGUGACAAAUAAACUUCCUUGUUAAGAUGACGGUUCAGUUUUGCCUGGAAGAGAAACAUUUCCAAAAGGAUGAAAGCUGUGGGAUAAAUCUGGUGAAAAAUAAAAUGAAAUGAAAGAUAUUUUGUUGGAUCACAAACAUAUUCUUGAAAUAUUUGAAACACGAAUGUUAUUGACAGUGCAUUGUAAAAAAUGCCAAAAAAGGUAACUGAAGUAUGCAACGUGUAGUGUCUAGGGGCAUUUAGCAAGACAGACUUUAUGGAAAUUUAGUAUAAUAAAGAAAGUAUGUCUAGACAAGAGUAUAAUCAUCUGAAUUUCAAAAUGUUUCUGUUUGUUUUAGCUAAGAAUAAUUUAUAAGUAUUAUGUUUACAGAGGAACAGAUACUCCUUAUCCUGUAAGUCUAAUAAGAAAAACAAAAUAAACUAAAAGCUAACAGUGGCGAUGAGGAACUCUAUUAAACAUUUUUACUUUUGUGAGUAAGUAAAAAAAAAAAAACAUGCAUGUGACCAAAACUUUUGUGUUUUUGGCAAAUGUCAAACAUUCGUUGAUCUGUUUGUACCAGUGCUUCCUCAUGCCUUUUACCACCAUUAAGGAUGUUUGUGCAACAGUUGUGAUGUAAUUUUAAAUUCUUGUCAAUUUUUACCAUUUUUAACCUUCAGACCUUUUUCGAUAAGUUUUUACACAAAAUCAAUGGAAAAUUAGUAUUUAGGGAUUAAUGUCAAGAAACAAGGGAAUUAUAAUUUUUUUUUUGCAUCAUGUGACCACUUUGACCCUCCAUACACGCCUAUUUACACCCGGAAAUCAUGCGCUCUGUUUCCUCAUUUGGAAUCAUGAGCCGGCAUGACGGCGUGAAUGGGCGCUCGGCAGGUAAGUGAAGGGAUGAAUAUUUACAUGAAUGUAUGUUUAAGUUUACUGAUACAGCUCCACGUGUGCACCCUUGGUUACCCUAUCCAACAGAGAAGGGAGAAGGAAAAGUAGCGCUGUUUGGGCGGUUAUUAGCGAGGCUGGCGGGAAGGGAAAUGUUUGGCGCGUAAAUAGGUAUGUUUGUGUGUUUGGCUUCACGCGCUGUCCGCAGUCAGUGAGGACGCCGCUCCGUCACAUCCGCUAAACGUUAAAAUUGCGGUAGUAUGGUUAAAAGUUUAACUCUCUUCUUACCGGUGUUACGCAGAAAUCUAUGGGCUUCUAACUGUUUUUAACAGACGACAUCACAUUUCCCCUAUUUUAGCGUCUUUACUUUGGCUUCUAGUUAGUUUUAGAAUUGAUUUUAAGAUUUUACUCAUUACUUUAAGGCAGUAAAUGAUCUGGCUCCAGAACUUUUAACCCCCUAUGAGCCAGCCCGCACCCUGAGAUCCUUGGUUGGGGGCCUCCUGGUUGUUCCAAAGUCGAGACUUGUAACUAAAGGUGACAGGAUUUUUUCCAUCAGGGCCCCUCCACUUUGGAAUGAUCUUCCCGAGGAGCUCAGAUGUGCAGAAACAGUCACUGCUUUUAAAACACGUCUUAAAACUCAUUUUUAUAGACUUGCUUUUAUGUGAUUUUGUCUUCUUUAAAACCUUUUACUCUUCUUAUUCAUGGUUUUAUAAAAGUCCCCUUCUUGGUCUCAGGUUCUUGUGAUUGGGUUCCUGUGUUGGCUGAGUAUCACAGGCUCUUGUAAUAUCUUUGUUUUAAUGUCUUCAUUUUAAUGACAUCUCAGCUCAUGUAACAUUUAUCAAAGCUUUUAUGUUGUCCACCAAUUUUUAUUUUAUUUUAUUUCUUUAUUGCCAGUAACAUGAUAGUUCCCCAGGUGUUCUCUUGUUGUCGUUAUGUUGUUUUUAUCUUCUUUGUUAAAAGUGCAACAUAAAUUUUAAAAAGCAAGGAAGAAAAAGAAAAGGAGUUAUAACUAACUUAAAAGUCCUCUUAAACAGGUAACAGAGAACUUCCUAUAUGAGACCAUCAGAAAGAACGGGAUUGUGACAUAUUUCUAUAAAUGGUGAAGACGGAAAUGAAGAAAACCCCUGCAUAAAUUACUUAAGAGGGAAUUUUUGAUCUUAACAUUUUGAGUGAAAAAAGUGUCUUUUUAAUUUCCUCCUGGCGUGGGUCUCUGGUGUCAGAGUCCUGCUUUGAGCUCAACCAGGCCAACUGAGACCCUCUAUGAGCAGUUCAAUGUUUUUUCAGUGUCAAAGUGUUUCCUUUGACUAAUGAAGAUGUAAAGGUUAGGUGACCUGGAAAUAGGCGAUUACAAGUGUCAUUGUAUUUGUCAGUGUUAUUCCUGUGACACACCAGGGUAUAAACACAGUUUUUACACAUACUUUUUAACCACUUAGGUCCACAACAUGCAGUUAUACUUUUACUGCACACAGCAUAUAGCUGGUCAUUACCUUGGAGAUGCAUACAUGUUUCACCACUAGGCGGCAGUGCUGCUUUAUGGAUCACCUACAAGUUUAUGCAUCCUCUGCCACUGCCAUGGAGUUUUUUAUGGUUGGAGUCAUAUUAUUUUGGUCCAUGGUGCAGCUCUUUAACAAAUACAUAAAACAGUUACAGUAAAAAUAUGAUAGACUGAUUCAGACUGUGUAGGAUUUAGAUAUACAGACAUCUUGGUCAGGUUGAACCAUAUGAAAGAAAGAAAAACCUGCUGAUCAAAUAUAAACUGAAUGAAAUAUAUCUAUAUGUACAUAGAUAUACAUACAGGUAUCUGCAAUAAACUCCUCACUGAGCUUGUCCAACACAUAGAUAGUUUGAUAUGCUGUGCACUUUGCUAUGUAUUGUUAUAGAGUUAUUGAGAGUAGCUCAAAAUUUCAAUAAGUAAGAAAAAUUUCAAGAUUCUCCAUUUUUUUAAGGUCCAGAUUUAAAGGGAUAUUCCAGCGUAAAAUAAAGUUUGGGUCAAACACACUAUAACAUCGAGUUAGACACCCCCUCGAGAGAUGAAUGUUGCUGACCGCUUGCUUCUCUUGUUAUACCAACUUUAGCAAUGACCGCAGAUAGCAAUACACAGCUGUCUUAGGAGCCAUAAACAAACGUGGCGUUUUGGUUGAGGUCGUUACUAAAGUUGGUAUAACUAGUGAAGCAAGCGGUUGGCAACAUUCAUCUCUCGAGGGCAUGUCUUACUCGGUACUACGGUGUGUUUGACCCUAAAUUGAUUUUACGCCAGAAUAUCCCUUUAAGGAGCUAUCAAACCAACCUGGGCUUCAGUGACCCCUCAGCAGCAACACAGGCAGAUCACCUCCAGACAACUUUUUUUUUGAAUGAGUGAUGCAUUUGUGUCUCACUGUAGAAAAUCGAAACACAGAGCCCUCCUGUGGUCAAGUGUGUGCUGUUUUCUACAAAGACCUCUUCUAUGAUUUAAACCUCAUCUGGAGUCUAUACACCCUCUCUCUAUUCACACUCAGUCUGUGUGGGAUCACAAAGGAGCUGAAGCCUGUCUUUACAUUCAUUUUGGUGGGUGGCGAGGUUACUCCAGUUCUAUCACAAAGCUGACACACAGACGCAGCCAACCCUUUACAAACCACUCCGAAACCCCUGAAACUCCACAGAGGGAUUUGACCUCCUGUGCUCAUUGUUCCGGGGAGCAACACUCAGAACCAGAUCAGGGCUACAUGGAUUUGUGCUCAAAUAAAACUGCCUUUAAGGAGACACUGUCGGCUAAAUAAUUGCAGGUUUUUCUGAUUUAAUAUAAAUUAUUAAGUGAGUGUUGCAGUUAAGCUUUUAAAUGCCUGCAGCCUUGAGAACAGAUGGAUUUUUUAUCCAACCCCUGCAGCUUGGUCUUGCAGAUUUUGUUGGUGCUGGACGCUAUUUUGUUUGAACCAAAUACUUUAAUGUGCCUAAGGGCUGGUGUUGCACUGUUUUGUUCUUUUUUUUCAGAGUCUCUGAACAAAGAAGAGCUGCACAGGGUGCUAAUAAUAUUGACACAAUGCCAAGGUCAGACUCUCAAAGUCCGGCUAUCGCCUUUUUGGCUCAUUUUUAUUGAAGUGGAAGACUUAAGCUGCCCUGAUCCUGUGGGCACCUUUAUACUCCGUGUGGUUACUGACCUUUGGACAAGUGUGCUGACCUUUUCUAGCUCAGUCUGGCUAUUGGAGAAGAAUCCAAACAUGGUUUGUUGUCGUUUACUGCCUGGAGUCCAACAAGAGCUACAACAUAAACCAAACCAUUAUCUCUACCUCCUUUUUUGAUAAAACCAUCACUGCUGGAGAAACCCAAGACCUUUAAGACCACAGCUCCACUUAGAAAAUAUUUCGCUUUAUUUGAACAGCUGCAAAAAUAAGAGAAGCUUUACACCUGGAAGUGAGAGAAUAAGUGAGGUUCAAUAGGUGGUGUCCAGGACACAAAUGAGCAAAAAGAAGAGACAAAAAUCAGUGUUUAAAAUAAGUAACCACAUCGUUGGCAUGACUAUUGAAUUCAUCAUGAUUGGACUUUGCUCUGUUCUGCGUAUGGGGCUGUAAGUUGUUUCACAUUGAUAUGCAUCCAUGGCUGUCAACCUUCAGAAAAGUAAUUCAAUGUCAAAACACACUCAGGUGAAGUAAUUCCUAAUGUAAACUCUGUGGGAAGAGAUGACUUUCUUGAAUUAUUUAUAGAGCGCCUGUUUGAAGUCAUUCAAACACUUCUCUGCGAUGAUUUAAGCAGGAAUUUUAGUUUGUUCCCCAAUUUGCAGAAAUCAAACAAAGCAAAAGCUUCAUUUUCUGCUGCCAUUAAAAAAUCAUUUCAUUUCAUCCCAGCUCCUAAAUAUAUUCAGAAAACAAAAUGCAAAAUACUUGUUUGUAUGCCUGUUCAUCCUCUGAGUGGUUCUGGCCCUGAGCCUGCGGAUUUACAUAGUGUCUGCUUUUCUAUCAAUGAAACAGCUGCAGGAUUUACUUCAAGUGCUGCUAAACCACACAGGUGUAAGAUCUAUUCCUGUUGAUUAAACCUCUGCUGACGUUCACGCUUGAAGGGGUUUUGCUUUUCUGGGCGUAGCGAGUAACAAGCAGGAUAAAGAUGCGUAUAAGCUCUGACCAUAAGAGGGAAAAUGAGAGGAAACACAUGUGUGACCAAAUUAGCCUUGAAAUGUUGAUACUUGCAGUCAUUUAUUUCCUAAAUCUUCCUGGUAACAAGCUUGUCACAAUAUAAAGAGGAUUUUAUGAUAAUCAUGGAGCAAAUUUAAACUAAUUUUGCUAAAUCUGAUGCUAUCUUUCUUUUACACAUGCUCUGUGGGAGCCAAAUAUGUUGAUGUGAUACCAUAUUAUGAGUUGAAGUUCACUUUGUGUGCCAUGGGUGUCGCUGUCUUGUUAUCCGGGGCUCAGGAAUAAAGGUAGCCAUUAGUGAUGCACGAUAUGAAAAAUUUCAACCGAUACCGAUAACCGAUAAUUUUCUUCUUCUCAUGGCCGAUACCGAUACCGAUAACCGAUAAAUUCAUAUUUUUACAUUUAUUAUAAUCUUCAUAUAAUCUGCAGUUUGUGCAGGAUGCAGCGAUUGAAAACUGAUGUUUUUGUUGCUCUGGCCUAUCUUGAACAACAAACAAAAGUUUUUGGCUCUUCAAAUGUGGUCAUUUGCUAUAAAUAACAGUAACAGAGCAAAAAGCAGAACUUCAUUUGAUCCCCUGAACUGUUCAACAGAACUGUUAACUGUAAAGGAGCUAUUAUGAGACGCUAGGUUUAGCAUGCUGACCGGACUAACAUCUGACGUCCAUAUGUCUGUGGUAAAACUCACGUGUAGUCCGUUCUUGUCGAUCAGGUUGUGAAUGUAUGUGGCGACAAUAUCAUAGAGUGCAGGAAGAGACACAUCCGAGAAGAAGCGGCGGCUUGGGAGAGUGUAACGUGGCUCCAAGUGUGCUAUGAACUUACGAAAACCCGGGUUCUCAACGACGGAAAAAGGCUGGUCGUCGACCGCUAUGAACUCCAUCACUUUGUCGUUAAUGGCUUUAGCCUUUUCGCUGUCUCUUGAGAAGCUUUUGCAGUUUUUAAACGCCUGCUGAAUGGGGACAUCGAUCCUCCGUAGUGUUGUUGUCUUAGCUUUAGUACCGCUAGCAGCUUCGGCGGCUGUCUCAUAUUCUUUUACUACCGCUUCGCCGCGAUGGCGACUUUUCAGAUGAGCUAUCAGAUUCGUUGUGUUAAAACUUGACGUCUUCUUUCCUCCUCUCGGAAUCCUCGCUGAACAGGUUUUGCAUAUAGCAAUGCUGUUGUCAUCUUCUGCCACUGAGAGAAACGACCAUGCUAGUGAAGACAUUUUAUUAUCUGUCAGGUAGUGACGGGGUCAGGCUUGGGACCUGCGAGUAAGGCGCGAUAGAUGACAUAACCAGCGCGUCUCGGACGGGCGGCUACUCCGCCUGCAAACGUUACUCGUAAUUUCAUUAAUAUAUCGGAUCUUUCUAUCGGAAAAAUGCACCUAUCGGACCGAUAAAAAAUGACGUAAUUUCCCCCCAAAUCGGCCGAUAUUUUAUCGGUCCGAUAAAUAUCGUGCAUCCCUAGUAGCCAUGUCACUGUUGUGGGCAGGUGUUUGACCUGGAAGGGCAAAAGGUUUUGUGGCACCAAAUGCCGGCGUUUUCUUGUUUGUCCAGUGGAUAUCAAUUGCAAAAUGGAUUUUGGUUAUGUUAAUCCCAAUAAAUUUUUGUUUGCUGCAUCUGAGGAACAGCGUACGGACUUUCACUGAUCAUCACGACUCACGGUAGAACUCAGUAGCACAACGCGUCAACCAGGUUACUCUGCGUCAAGGAUCUCAGUAGCUUAAAGUAUCGGUUUAGCUCCUACAUGCUCAUUUAGAUCAUCUAGUCUAUUCCUACCAGGCAUGGAUCUUGUGUUGAGAGCACCGAUACAUUUCCUAGUAAGGGCGUCGUAGUGGGGGGAGAUGUGGAACUGACCUUCCAGGGUUCAAAAGAAGAAGGGGUCCUUUGAGUGCUUGAAAUGAAUUCUACUUCUUGUUUGCAUCUCGGCUGUGGUUGGGGAGUGAGAAGGCCUUAUAGCAAAAGCUAAUGAAAGUACUAUCUCAUCCGCCCUUGGUUUUAACACCUUGUGCUUACUUGCAUGGCUUCCUCUAUCACUCGAUGAUGGUUUGGAUAUUAAAGAUGUCCAAAAUGAUAGAUCUUUUAGUAAUCCUUCCACAAAGUAGUGGAAGUCAGCCCAUACAUUGUGUCUUUGUAGCCCAUGCAGCAUGACGGGCGUGAAGCAAUUCGAGCACAGUAAUAAGAGCCAUCAUUUAUGACUGAUCUUGCGGCAAAACAAAUGAAACAGCGGAAUCAUGCUCAUGAAUUUAACACCCAAGGCCACAGGUUUAGCUUAGCAGUUAAAGCACGUACCCCAUCUACCGAGGUCAGAGUUGAUACAGCGGCCCUGAGUUCAGCUCCAACCUCGGCCCACUGCUUCAUGUGACUCUGUAUUCCAAUAUAUCCUGUCUCUCUUUAGCUGUGCCACCAAAUAAAGGAAGAACAACACAAAAAGUGUUCCCCAAUUAUAAUCCUGCUCCAGUCCAAUCUGUCCAACAAAGUAGGUUAAUCUGCUUAAAGCCCAGUUCAAAACAUUUCAGCCUGCACUGAAUAUGUCAUAAUUUUAAUGUAUGAUUGAAUCACCAUGAAAUAACAAAAGAUUAUACCCUCUUAAACUUCUGUCGCCAAACAAAAAGUCCUCAUGUGUCAACACAUCAACUAAAUGUUCAACCAGACAGAAAAUCAUUACGGCAAAUAACAGAGUGGGGACUCUGGGGACAGUGGGGACUCUGGUAAACAUUUACAUUGAGAAUCAUGCCAGAGGCUGCAUUUGCCGGUUCAUCUGAACACAUUUGAAUAAACCUCGCUGCAGCUACCAGAGAACCCUUUACAUAUGAGAGAGUUUGAGUAACGACUAAAGUAGGGGGUGGAUUUGUUUCUACACACUCUUUUCCCCCUUGUAUCAUAUGCAAGGAAUCAAUACAGACAAUGCUUUGAGGAAUCAAGUCAUGCACAGACAAUAAGAGCCCAAGAUUAGAGGAUUCUCCAAAGACAACUCAGAAAUGUUUUCUGGCUAGACACAUAACACAAACUUCUGCAAAUAAUGGAGCCCGUUAGGCUUUCUGUCAGAGUCACAAUUCGCCCCAUCUGUUUUACUCAACAUCAUUAUCAAUCAUGAUCUCCGUUUGGAAUGAAAUUUCACUUUGCAAAGUCAACUGAUUCGGUUAAACAGCACUCACUCGUCUUUCCAGUAAUGGGCGCCUAGAUCAAUUUAUCACAACAGCCUUUACUUUCAUUUGACAGCUGCUGCUUGCCGUCUUAAUCUUAGGUGUCUUUUUGAAACAAGAGCUGCAUGUUUAUUGGAAUCAGAUGCUUCUGUUUCCAUAAAUAAUACUUAAACUGUUGAGUGCAGACAUAACACAUCUGGACUGCUCAGUUUGUCUUUUACAAGUACACAAACAAUCACUCACAUUCAUACACAAAAACCAAUCCAAGCUGCUUCAGACAAACACAGGUGUACACACACAGGAUGGACUCGUAAUCAUGUUGGCAUGGGUGUGCACACAAGCAGGAAGCAAGCUGUGGUGUGAUGAUUUUUCCCUCUGUCAGUGUCCCUCUCUCUGGCACAGAUCAUUUGUUGUGAAUCAUUAGUUUUCAGGGCUCUGUUUUUCUUUUCUCUAUGGGGCCAAAAAAAUGGCAGCGUCUGCUCUGCAAAGCUGUGAAUUUUGGCAACUCAGGGAAGUGCAAGGGUAGAUUUAAUCUGUUGGUUUGAAUUUCAAAUAUGAGAAGUGGACACACAGGAAAAGUUAAAUCCCAAAAACUAAUUUAUAAAAGAAGAACGGGUAUAUUUAAAGGGAUAGUUUGGAUUUUUUUAAGGUGGGGUUGUCCCUACUUAUAGUAAGUGUAUUAUCCUCAGUAGAUCCUGAUCAGCUUGACCUCUUUGUUGAGUACAACAAAAAACAUGGCAUACAUUAGCAGUAGCAGAUGCAUUGCUUUCAUGUAAUUUAGCUCAUAUUAAGAAACUCCAACCCAAACACAAACUUGGACAUAAGCAGGUCCUGAAGUGACGCCUACCAAUCACCAAAUGCAAGUGACUUGACGUUGCUUUAGCUGUUGCCCUGGUGUACUCUUAUGGUUUGUCUUUAACACUUCGUUAUCUUAAUUAUCUUACUGUUACAAAUAUGCUGCAACAAAAACACAAAUUUGUUAUUAUGGCUGGUAAUUAUUAUGCUACACUGUCUCAGAUGUUAGUUUUCAGUAGCUGUUGUUAGCCUAGCUUCUGUGUGGUUAUGGUUACCUUAUAUUUCCACUAAGGGACUAGGCUAACAGGGACCCUGUUGCCAUUACUUUUACCACUGACAAGUGCUUCAUACAACCCUGUUAAAUGUGAGGUUGUUUGUGACAUUAUUGAAAAAUUAAAGUCUAGGGUGACCAUAUUGUGAAUCCCCAAAAAGAGGACACGACUAUGCGGGGUGGAGUCACUGAGUCGCACAAAGUUAAUUUUGAGUGUUUUUCGGGUUAGAUUGAGUGCCUUUUACGUGUUUCUAACUCAGUAAGUCCACGUGACACAAACUCAAAUCUUGCGUACAAAACUGCAGACAUUUGAAGGAUUUUAUAAACUUCUCCGGACAAGCCUGGAUAGCCCCGCAAAAAGAGGACGUAUGGUCCCCCUAUAAAAAAAAAGGCCCAAAUUUUUACAGGCCUAAAUUUGGCAUGUUUUGGCAUACUGUACUCAACUUAAACUGAGACAUUGUCGCCUGAAUUCACUGACAAACCUAUACCAGGAAUUCAGAUUAGAUGUUAUGUAACUGCAAAUAAAACUGGCUCAAUGAGAAACCGAAAUAAGGCUGAUACAUUUCUCUUCCAUAUCAUGUCAAAAUCUGUCUGAUACAGGAAUUAAAACUAAAGACAGAAGUUUCUGAAUUUUAUUUGGUCAUUUUGUGUUUUCAUCAGUGAAGACAUGAGCGGGAUGAGAAGUCUGAAAUUCAAACCCCUAACCAACAAAACAGAUCUGAACUCAUCAUUGAUUGAAAGGCUUUUCAGUUCUGCUUGUUCAACCUUUAACAAUGAGAUUUCUCAAAAACGGUGAUUAAAUCGUCAUGGUUUCAACCUUAAAUACUCUUAUUCUUAUUAAGACGAUGAAUAACAAAAAGAGAAAACGGCUCGGGAAGGAGAAAUAUUUGUGACCGGACAUCACAUUUUUUUCUAAGAAAGGUGUUUCAUCUUUAAAGACAUUAUGAAAUAAGACCUAAAGGAACAUAUGAAAAUGAAAGCCCAAGCAUGAAAUUCCACCAUUGUACAUUAAUCCACUCAGUCAUGCCUCUCUGAAGACAUAAAGCAAACACAUUUUCCACAGCUACUUGUUGCCUUAUUGAGUCUCCGGCUGUGAAUUGGUUGGUUAGCUAUUAAAACACUUGAGCCAUCAUCUGAGAAGUAACACCUCACAGAGUUUAAACACAGAAAUAAUCCUCCUGAACGGUCACUAAAUGAGACGAUUUAGGUACAAACCUCUAACAGUAAUACAGAAUGGUGGACAUUGUUCUUCUUCAUGCACCAAAACCUGAGCUGACAGUAAAAUGACAAAUCACGUGUCUUCAAGAGUUUCUUCAGCGUGCUGCUCUAUUCAGAUAAACACUCAGUAUUCAUCUCUGUUGUGAUGUCUGCAGGGGGAAAGAAAUACCUUUAAUCCAUGCAUGGCGGAGGAAAGCAAACCUGUUUGGACCAGGAGCGCACAGAGGAUUAAUAAUGAAGAGGAAAAGUGCAACAACUUCUAAGAGACAGAUAAGACCGUCAGAAACAGGUUUGUAUGAGCCGCUGUAUUCUCAAUGUUCAUAAUAUGGAACACAAACAGUAUCUCAACACUGAAACACAUCAUGUUUACGUCUGUGCUUAUUUUCUCAAUUCACAGAUCACCUCAUUUCAUUAAAGACAGACAGGAUUGGCACACACAUGUGAAAUAAUACAGUUGAAUACAAGCAGCUGACACCCUUUCGCAAGCCUUCAGUGCUCAUUGUGACAGUUAAGAGGGAUUUCAAUUCAUUAAUGUUAAUGAAGGUCGUCUGUAUUGGCAUAUGUCAAGAUAAUCUGCCAGCCACUUGCUAAAGGUCAUAUUGAUCAUCUCAUAGCUGCUGUUUCACCAAUGAUUUCUAUUCAUGCCUUAAAUCAUCUGAUAGUUUUUUUGUAACACCACACUUUGUUUUUGUACAUCACAAAGGUCUCUCCAUGGUUAUGUCCAUCAAGCACACAUCAACAAUUACAUCCCAGUGAAAUUAAAGCUCCCCGAGUCACCGUGUCUUUAAUUCAGAAUAAUAUAAAUAGUUAAGCACAGAUCCAGUUACAUUCAGCAAAAACAGAAACUGAAAACUUCUUGAAACAAAGAAAAAUAUGGCUGAAACAGGAUCAUGUUUAUCAUUGUGCUGAACCACCUCUUUUUUUUAACAGCGCUCCACUUUCUGGAGCUUUAACUGGAGAAAUAUGGUACCCAAUUCUUGCUUGAUAAGGGAUUUCAGCUGCCCAACAGUUCAAGGUCUUCUUUCUUGUAUACUUCAAUUUAUAGUCCACCAAUCGUUUACAGAUCAGAGCUGCAGACAGGCCAGUUAAGCUCCUGGACUCUCUUGCUGUGGAGCCAGGUUGUUGUUUUAUGUGCAGAAUGUGGUUGGGCAUUGUCUUGCAGAAAUAUGAAGGUCUUUUCUGAACAACUCAGUAUAUGGUGCUCAAAACCUGUUUAUAAUGUUGAGCAUAAAUGGUGUGACUGUGAGCUACUAAGAAGAUUGCUGGAUCCAUGAGUCAAAUUUUGGCACAACCACCUGUCUUUCUAGAUCAUUUUUUGCAUUGCUCAGUUUGAACCUGCUCUUGUGAAGGCAGCAAUAAACAGUGUUUUCAUACGAUUGUUUUUUUAGAUGCCCAAGGAUCAGAGUAAUUAAGAAUUACAUUCAGACUUUGUGUCAUUUAUGCAGUGUUUUUUUUAAGAUUCUCAGCGUUUUUUAAUGGAUAGUAUCAACUUAAGAUGAUAAAAUCUGCAAAGUUUUGUAAUUUUGGGCUAAACAGAUAUAAUAAUAACUUGUUCAAACUACUUGCCCAUGUCCCUCACAUAGCGGUAAACCUCUGCCAGUCAUUAUUUCUGAAGGACUCAACCUCACCGCAGUGUCCUUUUUAAAUCAUGUUACCAAACUGUUGCAAAAUCAUAAUUUGUCGUGGGAUGUUUCUCUGUAAGUUUUUUUUUUUUUUUUUGAAGCAUCACACAACUUUUCAGUGUUUCGUUGUUCCUAUCCCAACAAUUUUUUCAAACAUCUAAAAUGAAAUAAGCGUUCAUAGUUCUUAAAGCAAAAAUUCAUAGUUAAGUAUAAAAUUGUCUUUGCAUUAUAUUCAAAUAAAUGUGGAGUCUGAAUGAUUUGCAAAUCAUCAAAUUCAAAUUUUAUUAACUUGUUAAAUGUAUUCUGAAUUGCAUCCUCACAUCCUGCCAGAUUUGACCUGUUUUAUGUAUUUCUGGUGGAUCUUCACCUGCACCGUGCACCACUGCACUGAGGUUCAUUACAGUGGUACAAACCUGAAAAACUAAUAGAAUAUCCUCUAAUUUGAUGGGAUUAACAAAUCCAUAAAUUAAAAUUAAAAUAAAACAGUUUUGCGUUGAAAAAUUGUGCUUUGACAAGUUGGACUGCAGGAGGAUGAGAAUGACACUGUUCUGUAUGUUGAAUGGAGGUUGUUUUAAUAUUUUCUCUGCUAACCCAGGGAAAUCUAAUCACUGAUAGGCUUUACUGUCUCAGGGUCUCAGGGUUAUUUUCCCACUGGUGACAUGUAUAUUUGUUGCAUGAUAGAUUGAACUGUCUUUUGAUCUUAAUACACCAUCAGACUUAGAUUUGUCAUCCAGUUUGUUUGAAAAGCCUGUCACAGCAGAUUCAGUGGAUCUUCCAGUAGCAGAAGUUUCCAUCUUGGGUCCUUGUCCUCAAUAAAAGACGGUGACUGUGUCUGUGCACCUGCCAACUGUUACAAUGACAACUGUUCCUGACCCACAUGUCAGCAAAUACGGAUAUGAACUGAGACAAAAACCUCUUUGACCUUCUCGCAGAUUGACAGCGCUGUGAGACGCUUGGAGAAAAGCAAAGAUAAAACUGGAUGUCCCAGUGCUUGGGUUCUCAUUUUUUAAGCAUUUCUGUUGUUCAGAUCUUAAUCUUUACUUUGUUCUUGCAAACUAGAAGCAGUAAAUCAUGACUCAUCAACAGUCACCAAGGAAUACUUCCAUACCAGUCGCAUGCAGCACAUUUGUGGGUUUGGGGGAAUCAUUCUGUCAUUGUUUUGUUUGAAUACUUUUAAAACCAGCCCAUAAUUUUAGCUUUUUUUUUUUUUUCUUCCAAAGUUGCCAUCCUCUGAUUUUAUACCAACUUGUCAGUCUUAAAAACAAACAUUCAAAGCCUCAAAGAGCUAGAAUAAAAAUAAAAAAGCUUUCUCUGCUCUUUGUUCCAAACCAAAUAAUCAGCUCUUAUUCCCCUUACCAGCAAAAACGGUCUGUUUGACAUAUAGUUCACAAUCGAAGCCAGUGAGGGUCUCAUCUCUUUUAAACAGAGUGCACACAUGUAAUACACACACAUACACACACCUCCACCAGUUCUCUCUGUCUCAGAACUCUUGUUGAAUGCUAAGUACGACAGGAUUUAUACAUUUCUCUCCCUCAGGUCUUUGUGCAAUCUGCAGAAGUGCCGCCAAUGUUUCAGGAAAUUCUGUCUCUGGAGUGCUGUUGCAAUGCCAUCUCACUAAGAUGUGAUUAUCUCUUUUAUUCCUUUAGCCAAGCACUCAUGGACACUCACAUAAUGUCCAUACCAGCACAAUGUAUUUUCGUUUUGCGCUUUUAAAAGAAAGAGGCUGUAAAUUUCCCAAAAGUCCUGUGCUGUGUGUUCAAACCCAGCAGUCGUCUACUUACAUAUGCAGAGCCCUGCUCCAAAGCAGCACUGUGGGGCUGUUGAGCACAGACAGACAGAAUGUUUUUCACUUUAUUUGACAUUUGAGACAUUUAUCCUGGCAUUAAGCCUUGGGGCAGUAGAGUUUCCCCUGUGUCCUCAGAGGCAAGUCACUCUGCGCUAACUUUGCCCCAGAGGAAAAUAAAUAUGCAUGCAACAGUUGAGCAUGUGUUUCCCUGCGGCGUAGCCAAAGUAAAAGUCUGGUGAUACUCGAAUUUCCUCUUUUGCCACUGGAUGCCAAUCAAACAGCCUCUCCUGGAACGCCUAAAGAAAGGCGCAAGACCUUAGCUGAUCUGUGACUGGAGGGGUUCUGUGGUACUGAUGUUUGACUUGCUGAGAAACACCAAGCCUUUAGCAGACUCUUCCUCUGGAUUCGUUCACUUUGAGCCUGAUCUGGACCACUUAUACACGUCGAAGAGGUUGAAACUGCCCUGCAACACCGCCAUGAGGAUACAGAUGCACGCCUAUGUUCUGGGAGGAUAGAGGUGUUGGACGCAGGGCCCGGACUGGACGAAUAUGCGGUGAUAUGUCCCUGCGGUUUGGCAGCGAGUCCUCCAGUCUUGAGACAGCGACCGAGCAGCACGUUGAGGAAAGCUUUCUUGAACUCCUGGCUGAAGCAGGGGUAGAUAAUGGGGUUAAUACAGCUGUUGAGGUAACCCAGCCAGAAGGUGAUCUUAAAGAUGGUUUCAGAGGGCUUACAGGAUGGAAAGAUUGAUCCUGGAGAAGACACAGACAGACACAACUCAGAAAACAAAUGGAAAAUAAACACCAUUCCCCUGAAACCCCAAGACUGACUGAAAGCUCAAUCCACUUAACCCACUGCCUGCAGACGUUUUUUCCACAAACCUUUGGUUUGCAUCUCUUUUUAAUGGUUUGGCCCUUUUUUUCUUUGCUAAGUAAAACCAUGAUGCUUCAGUUUCUGAUGUCUCUCUCUCUUAAGUGGCUUAAAUGGGUCAAAUCUACACAGGCAGAUACAAAGGCUGGUUCAGGAGACUUCUACAACUCUGAAUAAUGCCCAUGAUCUUAGAAUGUUUCAAGCUCCCCUGGAGAGUUUUAAGCUGGUCAUGAAACAAAUACUGUUGAAAGCUGUGAAAACAGAUGAAAACAUUUUAAUUUAUAUUUAUCUGAAUCUCUGGUUCUUGUGCUCUAAAUGGUCGGUAACUCAGCUGACAGUGAAACUUUGAAAAAAAAAAUAAAACCUUUAAAGCUUUGGGACGUUGUAGUUAGAUCAGUGUGACAGUAUCCAUGUGAUGUUUUUUCUUAAAUCUUGUUGUGGACAAAAACAAUUGUCAUGAUGUGACUUUUAAGCCCCAAAAUACGGAUAUUGUUCAGCAGCGUUGCGGCAGCAGCUGCGUUGCGGUAGCAGCAGCAUAGCAGUGGCAGUAGUAGCCGUAGGCUCAGUAAAAACAUUGUCACUACAGAUUUCUUGGCCUUUUAGUUGAUUUCCUGCUAAUUUGGAUAUUAUUCUGUGGCUGUUGUGCUUUUACUGUUGGUGUACUGUUGGUUAUUUUCCACAAAGGCAAAGUGGUGGAGCUGAGGUGGGCCUGAAGACUCCCCGGUAAUGCACCUGCCUGUUAAUCAAAUCAGCCAUGCUCCUAAUUAUGUCAAACUCUUAGCAUUAAUGUCCUGCUUUAUUAUUAGCCUGUAAACAUGUUACCUUCCACAUUUUGGCAUGUGGGUGUUCAUGAGGUCUCCCUGAGUUCUGGAGCUGGCCACUUAGGAUUUUUCUGUUACAUAUCCGUUACAUAUUAGCUGAACUUUCCGCAAUGAUAGUUGUUUUUUGCAUAAAAUCAAUAAAGCCUGAAUUAAUCUCUCCUUGAGUUAGAGGAGCUCUAUCUACACCAUUGAAUGUAUGAAGGACAGGAAGCCUAUUAGCUUCAAUAACAAGGUCAACGCCAAAGAUCUUGUUAUCUGCAAUUUUUUUCCAAUAUUUAUUUUUCUAUAUUUUAUCUGAUUUGUUGAUACAUUCCUCGUUUCAUUUUCAAUCAUUCUUCUAUUACAGUUCUGUGUUUUCUUGAAUGAUAAUUAUCAUAAUAAUUACCUGCUUAAUUAGGUUGUCUUGUUUCAUUCUAUACAGUCUAUGAGGCAGGUAUUAUGCAUUAUCCAUUACAAAUUAAGAUCAAAGCAACGAAAGUAUUCCUAAGAAGUCACCAAAUACAGUUAUCCAUCAUGUGAUUAAAUUACGUGAUUUAUAAAUGGCCACUUAAUGGAGCUAUCUGCUGCAGUGCCUAAUUGAAUCAACUGUUUCCAGGCAAUUAAACUUCAUGUCUCCCAGCUCCAUGCAAAACCCUAUGCAAAGAUUGUGUUCACACUCCAGCCACAGUGCAAAAACAGGAAACAUCUCUCUUAGAUGGAGAAAUAAAAGCUGCUAAAUUUAAGUCACAGCUCUGAUUCCUGUGCUCAAAAGCAGUCUUUGUAAAAGCACUACUUAACGGUAGAUUUAUAUGGUGCUGUUGAUGAGUGGUAUUCACUUCGUUAUAUGCACUUGCUUAUGAUAAUGUACUGUCUUCGUGAAAGGAUGGGAACAAAGUGCUUUGGCACGACAGGCCUUCAAUCUCAAGGCAGAUGUAACAUAAAAAAUGGAGGGGAGGGGUGUUGAAACCCUCAUUCCAGAUAUCUCGACUGUCUUCGCCUCAGAGCUAAUAUGAUCGCUGUGCUAUGAGCCAUGAAGGUUCGACUCAAUUGAAAUGCAGAACUGUUCACUGAUGACUUGCUGUCUCGGGAGGCUACAGGGUGACUGAGGAUGCCUCCUAGUAUUACAGCCCAUUAGGCCCCAUGCUUGUUAUCUAUAAUAGCUUUCUUAGGAUGGUGCAAUAGUCUGGUUUAUUUCAUUUCAUAUCACAGCAUAAGCUCAUUCUGCCUCAGUGGUGUUUUGGUCUAUUUGGUUACUUGUAAUUGAAUUUUUGAUGUCCCCUCUGAGAGAUCUGAGCAGCAGAGUUGAAGCACAGCGAGGGAUGAAGGUCCUUCAUGGUUUUUGUGUUCAGAGAGCAAAAAAAAGGACAGAGUCAUCAAGCAAUAAUUACGGCCUCAACAGCUUUUGUGUGCCACACCACAGGACGGCUGCUGUUAGAUCUCUGUGUUCAAUGUUCAGCAGCACAGCAGAGUCAGUUACGGGUUCUUGUUGGGGAUUUUACUUGUGCCAAGUAAAAAGUCAGACAGUUGGGCUUCAUACUUGGCA